Messenger RNA from Pocillopora meandrina, 51206 nucleotides. Lineage: Eukaryota; Metazoa; Cnidaria; Anthozoa; Scleractinia; Pocilloporidae. The record is from the annotation of a GenBank genome assembly.
AUGGCAGAUCCCAAAUACCGCUUAACAAUGGAAGAGAAGAUGCAUCUUGAUGGGAAUUCAAACAGUCCUGACGGCCAUAUAAUACACAGUAGAAAACGGGUGCAAAGAAAUGGAUGUAGCACUUCAGUACUUGUGUUUGUGGUAGUUCUGCUUUCCCUGGCCUGUAUCAGCCUAGUCAUAUUUUUGGCAAUAGAAAAAUUGCAAGGGAACGAUGAAAUUCGAAGCUCGUUUUGUAGAACCGUCCUGGGCACAUCUAACUCGAGUGGGAAUGUGACGCCACCAUGCACAAGUGUCCAAUGCAUACUCGCCUCUGCCAGUAAGUAGCACUUGCUAACCAAAGUCAUUUUUAUUGAAAGCUAUUACGACUCUUAGGAUUUUAGAACCUUUUUAUUCUAAUGAACGGCGCGAAAAAAAAAAAAAAGAUUAGAUAUUUCCCAACAGAAAGGAAAUGGCUUACUUAAGGUUGACUAGCCAGCCACCAUAGUUACACUUCGCAGAUUUCUUAGGCUAGAGAGUCUUUACCAUUGGUUUGCUUUCUUGUGAGAUGAAACCUGCUAAAUUCACUUACAAAAUCUUUCUAACAAUUGGGUCGGAAAAUGCUUCCAAAGAUGUAGCUGUUAACUUUUGUUCAAAGUAAUUUAUACAAAGAAGAAUUGGGAAAUUGCCAAAUUCGACACUACGCUAACCAGUGAAUUUCCGGAUUUGUUUUUGUCGCAAUUUGUGUCCUGUGGAUAAAGUACCAAGUUAAUUUUUGCUAUGAUCGUUAAAUUUAAUUAAAUAUAGUAUGUUUUACAAAAAGUAAUAUUAAAACUCUUCUUUUUCUGUUGGGGAUACGCCACAUGAAGAUAUGUAAAAGAGUAUCUGAAGAACUCUUGCGAUGUGUGUUUGCGUGUUGCUAUAUAAGUCAAGAUGAGCGUUCAAAUCCUGGAACAAUCCUGCUGGAUACCAGCAAGUGGCUACAAAAAGUUGCCAUGUUUUAAACCUACUUAGUACUCAAACUCCAUGCUUCUCCCAUAAACGGCUGUACUAUCAUUGCUUGACAGUGCUGCGUUGAUGACUUACAAUGAUUUUAACAUUUUCAUGAGUUCUCUCUACCUUUCAUUCAAGCGUUAUAGUUAUAUUUACAUCAAACUAUGUUUUCAUCUCCUUCCUAUUUGUAGUAGCAGCAGAGUUAACUUUGGAUAGUUAAGACCUUGAAUAUUCUCAUCUAGGCUAAUUACCAGUGAUGCAAAUGUCCAAUAAAUCGGAAAGGUUUUUUUGAUAAAUUGAUUGUAACUGAAGUAAUCCUUAGCCCCUUUUCAGUUCAAAGUUCUAAAUUUUAUUCAUCUGUGUUAUAUUUUCCCCAACUCACCAAGCAACGGGUGGAGCGGCAAUGUGACAAUGAAGACAAACAUUACUCGAUAGCUUUCGCUAACAAUAAUGGUUCGCUGGGAAACUGUAGCAGAAUUCAUUUUAUCCAAACACGACGAUUUCAAAAGUGAAGAAACGUUCCUCUCGUAGGUCCUUGCCGUGAACGUUGCUACAGCUUUUCUACCGAUAUUCAUCGCAAAUCUGUUGAUUAAAACAAUUGUAUUCAUUUUUGAUCAAUUGUCAAAGGCGAAUCAGUCGAUGCACAUCUGUGCCGUUUUUCUUUGUGAAGCCAUCCCAUUAGAGUAAUCUAUAUUAUGAGCCACUAUAGUAAGACUUACGCAUAUGGUUUUAGACUCAGAACAACUGUUUACCUUGUUUGAUUCUCUUGAUUCUUUAAAAGAUAUUCUGCGGACAGUCGACCAGAAUGUAGAUCCGUGCGAAGACUUUUUCCUUCACGCAUGUGGCGGCUGGAUCAAGAGCAACCCUAUUCCACCUAAUGAACCACUCUGGAAUCAAGUGCUUGCUCUCAAGAAAAGAAAUGACCAACUUUUGAAGAGGCUUCUCGAUGACAAAACAGUCAGAAAGAGAUAUAUCGGGGUGAGUGACUCAUUUCAUAACUUUAUUGCCAGUUUUAUAUUAGUUUCCAGAUUGCAUAGAUCGCAUUGAAGGCAAGAUUAAGGGGUAAAUCAUCCCUUUCCCCUACUAUCGAUAAUAUUUAUAGGACGUAGCCUCAUUAGUUCCUCUUUGAUUAGAAUGAUGCUGUUCAGAAGGCCUUCCUAUAUUACGAUUCCUGCACUGACCAGGACGCCAUUGAACAUGCGAAAGGGUCACCUCUUCUUGAAUUAAUUGCGAGGUAUGGAUCAUGGAAUAUCACCAACAAAACUUGGACUUCCGACUCCUGGAAUUUUGCCGAGACUUUGGUUCGUAUUCACAAAGAGCUCAAGCUCUCUCCACUGUUUACACUUCAAGUAAAACCAGAUCUGGUGGAAUCCUCGCGCUACGUCAUAAUGGUAUUGAAGUUUAUUUUAGAAUGAUUUGAAAUCCAUCAAACUCGGUUGUAUUUGAAGUAGUUAUAGGUCUUAUUAUGGUGGAUAAUUUUUGUCAACAUCAACAUCCGUUACCACAACUGAAAUUAUGAAAUUAAAUGAAGAUAUGAUCCCGGCAGGUGAACUGCAAUUAAAGAAAUUGCAAGAAAAAAGACAUAGCAUCCUAUCUCAUUCAUAGCAGCGCAUUACACCUUCACUUGAUUAACACCCGCAAGGUCACGACUCGUGUUCACAUGAUUCUGAAAAGCUAAUAUCUUGGAUGACAAAAGGACUGAGGCGUAGCAUACAUUUAUCGUGAAUUACGUGCCAAAGCUAAUCGAGCGCUGAAAGUGCAAAUCGACACACACAAUUUUUCUAUCUCGGAACUCGGAAAUUCUAUUCCCUUCGUUGUCCAAAAAAAGUCUUACCUUCCCUUGGUGAAAUGACACUCAGUCAUACAUUUGAAAAAUUUAUUAACUUGACAACUAGUCGUUUCACUUUGUUACCGAUAUCUUUUUUUAUUGUAUUCGUGUUACUACAGAUCUUCGAAAACAGUUUGCUACGGAGUUCCUCCUGACCAAAUCUAAAUUUCUCUAUUUCAGCUUUUACGACACAUUCUCGAUAAUAGUUCAUAACAGAGUUUCUCCUGGCUAAAUCUAAAUUUUCUUUAAUCCGUUUUGUUGACGGACUCUUUAUAUCAACAACUACCCCUUGCUAAUCCAUGAUAAGCCUCAGGAAUUUAGCAGCGUGUUAAAGAGGAGCAGUCAACUUACAAAAAUACUCCCUCUGCGGAAACUAAUUUUUGUCUAAAGAAAACUUAAAUGUUUAAAUCCAUACUUAAAUGCUCAACUCAUAUUGCAGUUUUCCCACCGGUAACCUAUUCUUUUAUCUUUUUCAGAUAGAUCAAACGACUCAUACCAUUACAAGAGAUGCAUACCUCGCUAAUACUUCUUACCAUUACCAAGUAAGUGAUAACGAUUCCUGAUAGAUAUGAUGUACAACGUAUCUGUCUCAUCACGUCCAAAUACCUAUACUAUUUUAAAAGCACCUACUUUUUAUUGCGGCUGGACUUUUCGGAAAUAUUUCCGACUAAGUUGUAUUCUUCUGAGAACUAUCAGAAAUCUAAAAUACAUCCGAAAAAAAUCAUCAAGAAGGCCUCCAUCGGUUAACUGUCAGCCCUCCAACAGCCUGAACUUUAACCGGCAACGGUAGAAAAAAGCACCACUUUCAGAUUGAAUGGCUUUCUUACUUAAUAACUGUUUCUGACCAUGUCAAGCCGCGUCAUUCCUGACAUUUACCACAUAACACUGAAAAAACUUUGACAUUGAAAAAACUCAACCAGACCUGGAGCACUUAUGGCUGGAGCUACUAAGGAGAAACAAACACAGUAAACUGUUGCUUGGAGUUAUUUACAGGUCAGACUUACUGAUGACGGGCUAGAGUGUUUCGAGGACUUGCUUGGUCAUAUCACAUCCACGUGGAAUGGCAAGGUAGUUCUUAUAGGCGAUAUUAACUUGAUGUUAUCGGUCGCCCUGACUCUUUCCUUACGCGUUACGGUAAUACCUUAGACAUGUUUGUUAUGAAGCCGAUUAGAGUCACUAGGACCUCUCGAACACUGAUUAAUCAUAUUAUUACUAACCUCCCAAUGUGCAUUUCUGCCACUGAUGUCAUUGCUACCAGUAUUGUAAGCGACCACGAUUCUCCGUUUGCCUGUAUAAAUGUGGGUGUAGAUCGGUAUCUGAACAUCGUAUACUCAUGUGAUAAUCCAGAGGAACAGUUAGAACACUUAAACAGCAUGUUUAAGGAGUUUAUCGAGAGACAUGCCCCUCUUCGGAGGGAGAGAGUUACGAGUUUCGGAUAGAGGACUGCCAAAUACGGUCACUACUACAGCGGGACGUCAGAAACAAGUUGAAGGCAGCUAUUAGUCGGGCUCGCGAGACCUUCACAAGGCAGGCGUUAUCCUCUAAUAAACCGAAGCUGUGGCGUAUUAUCCACCGCAUACUGAAACCUAACCAGCAACCCUUGCGGCAGGAUCCUGACAGGUUAGACUCAUUCUUUGCUUGUACUACCGGGAGAACUUUACCUGUUAGUGGUGACUUACCUUCCUGUCUUAAAGAAGAAAUUUAAUCUCUACCUGAUGAUAGCCCUGCUAAUUUCAAGCUCCGAGAAGUGCCCCACAGCGAGGUCCUGAGCGUGCUGAAAUUGUUAAGAUCUGAUACGUCUACUGGCCCCGACGGUAUCCCUGUCCAAUUAGUUAAAAUGGUGGCUGAAUCCAUUGCUGGUCCCCUCACAACUAUUAUCAACAAAUGUAUCAGGAAGUACUAUUUUCCUAAGGCGUGGAAAAAUGCGAGGAUCAGUCCAAUUCCUAAAGUCGAUCAACCGAAGUCUGAGGAACACUUUCGUCCCAUUUCAAUUCUCCCCACAUUAUCAAAAGUCUUUGAGAAACUUGUCGCGCUGCAGAUGACCACCUUUUGUGAAUCUGGAUCAGUACUCCGCGAUACAAUUUCUAGCUUUCGUAAGGGACACUCGACCAAUACAGUGCUAAUGGCUAUGCGCAACGAUUUGGUAAGAGCGAUGAAAAAAGGUGAGGUUGCUCUCAAAGUGCUGGCCGAUUUCUCUACAGCGUUCGACACAGUCAACUACAAGAUUCUUAUAACUAAGUUAUCAACGCUUGGUUUCUCGAAGCCGUCUCUGUGCUAGUUGAAUAGCUACUGAGUGAUCGGUCACAUUUCGUACAGAUCGAUGAUCGUACAUCUGAAUCAGUGAACGUACGGUUUGGUGUGCCACAGGGGUCGAUCCUCGGCCCAAUGUUAUUUAACCUCUGCGUUUCCGAUCUGCAAGAUCAUCUCCCUUUCUCGAUUGGUUCAUUUCAAUACGCUGACGAUACUAAAAUAAUUAUACCAAUGGAGAGGGGCACCUUUCAAGACUGUCAAGUUACUUAAUGCCCUUUCGGCAAAUAUGAGAAACUGUAGCGAUUUCAAAGUUUAGUUAAGGGAAGUUAAUGCCUAUUUAUUAAAUCACAUUUAUAAAUAGUUUGUAAAUUGCAUAUAGGGUUGUAUAACUAUUAACAAUCUCUGUUAUAUUUUUAUACAAUAUCCUUUUACAGUCCGAUGUUAUUGCUUUUUAUAUUGUAGAUUUCAUCCUUUUUUAAUCGUUUUUCAAUAUUAUAUUGUAGUUUUUAACAAUCCUCCGAAAAUGCUAAAAUCUCGAAAAUACGAACUUGUAAACGCUUUGGGGUUGUUUUCAGGGCCAUCUGUGAUAGUUUGCAUGGUGUAUCUUGAAUUACACAACCUGCUUUUCACUUACAGGCGCAUUGAUAUCCUCCGCAUAAUCAAACAGGCACUAAAAAAUGUAUAUUUGAAAGGGUAAAGAUCGGCAACUAUGACAAUAACGACGCCAUUUCUUACCGAAAAACUCUUUUUCCUUUUUCAUGGAUAAUCUUAAGCCAUUCUAGAACAUUUUGGACGAGUUUGAGCUUAUAUUUUAGAGAAGAUUUCCCUUUAAUGUCUUUCUUUGUGGUCCGCUGCCUGCUGAUAUGUUAUUGAUCGUGGGCAUCCACGCUUCUGGGAUUUCGAUCCCACUGUCCCUGUUGAAAUUGUUACGGUGAAGUGUCAUAUAGAUGGCCUCUUUCACACUGCGUGUUAGAAAUGGGUAUCACAAUCAAUGAACUUUACCUCGUUCUAGAGCGGGUGACAUCCGUUAUUGUGAUUGUGUACUGAAAUGGCGUAGAUUCUGGUCUUCGCGAGUCGUACAUUCCUGCCGUGUUCUUUGAUUCUCUUGUAUAGAUCUGCCAGUAUCGCUGAUGAAGAAUUCCCCGCACUCACAGAGAAUCCUGUACAACAUGUUUUGAUCCUGCAUAGCCGGGUUGACCACAUGUCUCGGUAGUAAUAUGUGUGAUCAUAACGUAGACUCCAACUUUUAAACAGCGGCGAAGUUGUUCGGAAAGAUCUUUGACAAAGGGCAGGACUGUGGUGGAUCUGCUAAGUACUGGUCAGUGUGUGUCGGUUUGCUGUGUGCGCCGGUGGAUAGACGUCUAUCAGGUUCUCUUGUACUGCAGUGUCAAGGAAGGUGAAUUUGGUGUUACCUUCCGUUUCCCUAGUGAAGUGAAUGGAAGGCUGUUGGUAGUUUAAAUCAGUGUAGGAAGCUUUUUACGCGCUCACGGACAAGAUGGCAAAGAUGUCUGUCGGAUCUUUUUUCGAGCGCUGAUAAGUCUGUUUUCGAUCAAGGAGAACAUCUUAGUCCGAUAGGUGUCGGUGUACAAUAGCACGUCCUUUGUCUGCUGGUAGAACUAUGAUAGACUGGUCUUCCUCUAGGAGUUUUACUGUGUCCUGCAUUUCUUCGUGAGGUUAGGCUCCGGUUGUUUUACUUAUGAAAGGAUUCCGUUGAGAGCUCUUCUGACAGUGCCCGCCUGUUCGGGAUUGAGUGAUCUGAUCCCUAAUUCAAUCUUGCAAAUAGUCUCUAUAGCAAGUAUGUUGUCAGGAGUACGGCGAAAUUUAGGCACAGGGUAAGGCACAUGAGCGCUCGGAGCAGAACGGGUCUUACGAUAAUUGUUAUUUGUAACUUCUCUUUUCUGUUAGGAAAUUAGUGUUUUGUAUCUUGUAGAUAACGUCAAUAAUCGUUUGGGUAAUCAAAGUUAUUACCUAGAUUUUAAUUACUCUCGUUAUUAACCACUUAACAACCGAGAUUGAGGUCAUUACGGGAUAAUCUCAAACUAAGGCCUUCCUUGCCGUAUUGUUCGAGCGAUAGCGACCGACAGUCGUAGUUAUUUAGUUAUUUAUAAUAUGGCUUAUGAAGAAGAAGAAACGAAAAACUUAUUCAAGCGGAAGUCGUCAAUUUACAUCCGGCGAUGCGCACGUUUAUACAAUCAUUCAUCGACUCAAACCCUCGGUUAAACUACGUAAUCAGUGAACUACACCGGUGUAUCACGUAUUCUGGCAGGAACACAUUUAUUUUCGGAAAAGAUGAUCUUCUAUAUAGAGGUGUCACAAAUAAAUUUUUGCCUGACUUUCAAGGCAAACGUCAACUAGAAUGCAUACAGGAAAGACAGAAAAGUGCUUCAAAAUUGUAGUCCAAACUAGUCCAAACAAACACGUACGGCCUCUUGGCAAAAAGAUACAAAUCAUCGGAAUGCAUUAUUUAAAAUAUUUUAGUCUUCGCUUUCGACUUCACAUCUCCGCCUUCUAAGAGAUUUACGGAUGAUGUUUACAAGCUUUUUGAACAUAUAAAAACAACUCCAUGUAAUGAGCAAUACUGCUGCUAACAGGAACCGCUCGACUGUUUACAUCUGAUGUUACUGGAAGCUGAUUUAAACUUGCUUGUGUUAUGGAGUGGUAAAUUAUUAAUGAUAACUACUAAACUAGCUGUGACAAAAAUUAAAAAAGAGGAGAACCACCGCGGUACUUGUGUGAUCUGUUGUGCUCCUCGUAAUUUACAUAAUCCGUAAGCGGCCCGUUGGCAUUACCGCUUACAAUGCACGGCUCUGCUCUUUGUCGUAGCCAAUCAGCGCACGUUAUAUCGGCCACAAGCCGAAGCCAUAUGAUUAUUUAUUUUAUCAUAUACACUGCGGUGUUAUACAAGGAUUUCCAGCCCCGAGAAAAGCCGUAACAACGUGAAAACUAUGAUAUUUUUUCACGAGUGAUUGAUAUCGCCAAUCAGCUGCUGACACGUCACUCGUUCUUCGCGCCACCCGAUCAAGUUGAUAAAUAAACGGCAAAGCCUUCAACAUUCUUAAUCCGAGGUUGUUUGCCGGAAUAUUUUCGGGUUAUGGAUUAUGGCUGCUAAAUGAUUAAAAAAUUGUAAAAAAAAGGUCUGCCAACUUUCUGACACUGUCCUGUAAUCUUUUCGCAUUGUCUUGAGGAUUUACAGGAACACUGUGGUUUUGAUGGUUAUCUACAAACUUAUUAAUAAGUACGUAGGCCAACCUAUUAAAUAAAACUUUUGGCAUAAUUUUCAUGUUUUGCUUGAUAAAAUGUUAAUCUUAGCCUUUUCUUGAACAACGAAGGAAAUUGUUGUGACCUUCCUAUUAUGUAAAACUCCAUACAUUUUGUUUUGUUGGCUGUAGGUAAGAAAGGCCUACCAGCAGCUUAUGUCUGAGUUGAUCAACCUGAUCGGUGGAGAGACUAAGUGGGCCGAGCACCAGCUUAAAGAAGUGUUUGAAUUUGAACAGGACCUUUCUAAGGUAAGAAAUAAAUUUCUCCAAUUAACUGGUCAAAAAUCAGUUAGGAAAUUUUAUUUUGAAAUUUUAAAGGUAGUUCCAUCGAAAACUAAUCAUCGUGACAAAUGAGGAUACAUUAUUAUAGAGAGAGUAACGGCCAUUUUUAAUUUUUUCUUUGCUCAAGCUAUCCGCAACUGCUAACGAGAGAGCUGACAGAAGUAAGGUAUACAAGUUAAUGACUUUGAAAGAACUUCAAAACAAAACAGAAAAACCGGUGAGGAUUAGUAUCGCUGAAAAUUACGGCGAAUGGCUUGGUUACAUUGUUUUAAUUUGAUGGAUAACCUUAGUUAUUCGAUACCAUGUAAUCGAUCAAAUACCUUGUAUUCUUGUCGUAGUUUAUCUUCUCGGCAUAUUCUUUUGUUUUUUUCACUGGCCUAACCAGCCUAAAGCCUAAUGUACCCGACCUAAGAUAAACUUAUAGAGCAAUUUUUUAUGGAGUGUUGAUGAACCAAAGAAAGGUAACCACAAAAACUUAUCAGAACAAAGUUCAACAUCAUCAUUAAUCAAUGAAAACUCAAAGGAAAAUAGAUAACCUGCUUAGAGCGCGGGGAAACGCGAAUGAUCGAGCUGGAAUUGGUUUUUAGUUUUUUAUUUGAUGUAUUGAUAGGGAAGUGUGAGUUUUCUUGACCAAUCACAGAGCGAAGUAAAGCAGAAAUUAAGCAAUCCAAGAUCAACUUCGACACUCAAUUGAAAAUUACUCUUUUGUUGUGCCGCUGCUAUCAUCACCACCACCAUCACCACUACUACAGUCCACUUCCGUUAUUCCGAACACCCUCGGGGGAAGAUUUAGUGUCCGUAAUAGUGAGAUUCCGUAAUAGCAGGAAACGAGAGAAAAAAAUCAUUUCGUCUUAAUGCAUAAGAAAUAAAAUGUAACUACGUAAACAUAAAUUUUAUACCGUGGCCACAAACAGAUCCGGUCGCAAGCAGGAAAUUUUCAAGUUCGCAUCCAAUUGAAGAAUGGUGUCACUAGUUUCCUUUAUCAUAAUGUUGCUUCAUAUUAUGUGAGUCAGGAUUUUGGACGAGUACUUAAGUGUCUGUUAUAGCGAGAGAAAAAACAAAUGAAAUUUCGAGCUGGGGGAGGGGGCAUGAAAGUGUCUGCAUUUCCUUAAUAGCGAGAGUCUGUAAUAACGGGAGUUUAUUUCAGUCAUUUCUUUAUGCGUUUCGCCGGGGGGCUACCUCUUACUUGCAAUGGCGGGAUAUCCGUAAUAGCAAAGCGUUCGCAGGGCGAGAGUCGACUGUAACAGGGUAUAUCUAGUAAAAAAAAGAUUUAAAAUUAAGCGUAAGCGCGUGCCGUAAAAAAAAACUAAUAAGAAAAAAAUAACAAUGAUGAUAGAAAUAUAACUUGUUGAGUCUCUUCACCUUUAUUCCGUCAGCGCCUGCCUGCGUCGUCGCUUUCGGCUGUUUUAACGCUUUUUUAUCGACUUUCUUUGUAUCGCGUGUUGUGCACAAUUUACUAGUGCAAAAGAAAGCCUUCAGAACCAAAAAGCAUUUUCCUUGAGCAGCAGUUUCACUCUCAGAAUAAAUUUGAAGAGUUCCCUUGCAGGGGUUAUUUCACUAGGCUCAGUAGCUAUAAACAGGAUCUGCCUACCCAUUUAAUACCAUUUCUCAUCACAAUUUCUUUGCAUUUGGUCAAUGCUCAAGGGUAAAACUAUCUUAAAUAAAAGUUAAGUGAAUAAUCUUCAGAAGGAAUUUCUUUCUGAGUUUUGUGUUUAAAACAAUGAAUACUCAGUUAAAGUGGUUUUGGAGAGUUCUCAUGAAGAAUACCAAUAAUUUAGAGCGAUUUGUCUUUAAAGUUAAAAGCAUACAACAUCGAUACAAAUUGGUACAAUACAAGUUACUGAAAAAUGUAUACUUACACGUGUGUAAUCCGCUAUUUCUAUACUCGUAGAUUGACUGGUUGUUUUACAUAAAAGCAAUGUUUCAAGACACCAGCUACGAAAUAGAGCAAGACGAAGAGCUCGCCAUUUUUGCUUUGGAUUACUUGACAAACAUGUCAAGUUUGAUAACCAACACACCAGAAAGGUUGGUAACAUUGAGUAAUCAAUUAACCAUAUUCAAUUUGAUAGACUUAAUAAAAGUUGAAGCACUUUGAGUACUAUCACGUCAUCUGCGUCGCCACCCGGCUGCCGACCAUUGCAAACAUCUUUCAACAUCAUUUAUAUCUUGCCCAUCUACCUGCUGCUAGUUGUAUUCAGUUGAAGAAGUUAACGCUCGCUGGAGGAAAUCUUUAACUCAGUUCCUAUGCUGAUUACUAAGAACAAGUUCAAUAUCAUCAAAAUAUCAUCGUGCAGUUCAUCUCAGGCAUUUAUAAAGUGUACAUUAAGUUGCGAAACAUACCAUGUUUUGAGAUUUCAAAAAGCUACCUAACCGUUCAAAAAUUUACUGCAAAUCUACUAAAUGGGUCGCUAACUUACGAUCUAGUAGUUUCUCGCUUUUUUCUCUGUUGGUGAUUUGUUUGUACAAUUCGGAGAUGAAAAAAAAUAGGCAUUCUUGGGUCCAGAAAUGAAUUAGUGAUAACCAAAGCAGCAGUUCUUUAUGAAUCGCACGUUGUGGCUUUUACUAGUUGAUGAGUGUAAGGGCAACGCCUCUGAGGUAUUUCAGAAUGGGGCGUCAUAGCCUAGUUUUAAUGACGGUUGAAUACAAUUUUCAAAUAGUUGGUACUCUUUUUGAUGAAGACACUGCUAAUAAGUGGUACGAUUACGAUCCAGAGAGACAGAAAUAACAGCAAAUCGUCUACGCACUGUUAUCAAACGCAAAAGAAUCGAGGAUUUUACCCUCAUAGAUGUGGCGAUACCUUUUGAUUAGAAUGCUUCCACCAAAGCAUUAGGAAUGGGACACUAUGGACACUAAAACCAUUCCUUUUCACCGUCGCUCCCAAUUUCUAGUCAUCAAACUUUCUUUCGAAGGCAAACGGCCUAUUCAACAGUGUGUGCUACAAUGCUAAUGAUUCCUAUGGAUAACUGUUGUGUUCAUCUUCACAUCCAUCACAUGACAAGAAUUCAUUUCUUAUUCUCAGUUUCUUUGACUUCGUCGCCUAUAUACUGAGGACUCUGAUUUUUCUAAAAAGUCAGAAGCAAUGUGCCAGUUUUUCCAAAAGAAUGGCUACUCUGCUUCUCUCGUUCAAGAUGGCCAUCACUGCCAAACGUCACAGAAAGAGAAAAAUCAUUGAAUUUCACUCACCCUCGCAUUUCAUUCUCACCGAAUAAAGCAGCAAAAUCCAUCAUUUUUUAAAAAACUUUAAAUUGCUUUAAAAUUACUCCGAAACUGGUAUAAUAUGUAAAUAUUAUACCAGUUUCGGAGUAAUUUUAAAUCAAUUUAACCUCUGCUAAUUUCAUUCAAACACAACAAAAACAUAAAAACCUUUUCCGUCCUUUCAUUCGAAACGUUCAGAAAAUAUUGGGUCAGGACCCAAGCAAUCUGUUAAGAUCAGUGAUCAUUGUUUUAACCUGUACUUCCACCAAUGUUAUUUAUUGCGUAACUUGUACUCAGUGCAAAAAGAUGUACAUAGGCGAAACAGGAAAACGACCAAGCAACCGAUUCCGAGAACAGCUUCGUAACCUAAAGAAAGAUGAUAAAGACGCAUCCAAACCAGUCGCUAGACAAUUUCAUUUCCCUAUUCCUUCUAAGCAGCAUAUGGCAGUCUGCGGCCUUUCUCUGCCUCUAAGCAGCACGUGCACAAUCCUGAAAAUAAUUGUGAGAUCUUUAUCGUCUUCUGCUGUUUCCGUAGUGUCACGGCAAGAACUAAAAACAUAAUAUGCUAGUGUCUAUAAGCCAUAAAUCACAAAAGGAAAGAACUCAACUGUGUAGCGAGUGCGAAUUUCGACUUUCUAAAGUACACAGAUACAUACAAUAGAUAGCACCGGAAAACAUCGGGUGAAAAUUGGCUCAAGAUUGGAAUUUAAUUGUUACGCACACUCGCCCAUCUCGACGACAUAUGUGGCUUUAAGCAAUCCCACUUGAUGCUAUAAUUGAAACUCGCUCGAACAAUUUUUCUAACUUCGAUUGUGGGGGAGACACAUGGAUUAUUCUUAGUUUUUCUGACCGCUCAAUACAGGUGGAGAAUAAUAAAAUGGGCCGUUGGGACUCACUAAAGGGUGAUUGCGACCGCUUAAUGGAGGUGAAAAUUGCGGAGAUCAAUGCAAAAAAAAUCGUGGCUUUGGCAACUGACCGCUUGAUACAGGGUGACCGCUAAAUACGGUGCCGCUUAAAACAGGUUUGACCGUAGUUUUUAUUUAAAACAGUCGAUUAUUUGGGACGCAGUUCCAAUGAUUUCUCUCCUAUUCUUUUAUCAGGGUUCUUGCUAAUUACAUGAUGUGGCAGGUAGUUGUUCAGCUGGCUCCCCAUCUUAGUGAAGAAUACCGUAGGGCUUUCUACAACUAUCACAGGGUGGUUAUGGGAAGCUCGGGCGAGACAGACAUCUGGAAAAAAUGUAUUACGGAAAUGAGUCGCCUUGACAAUGACAUUGGAGAUCCUCUGGGAGUAAUCUUCCUGGAUGAGAAGUUUGAAAAAAAAGAUAAAGAGUCGGUGAGGGCCUUGUUUUAGUGAGGAGAGUUUAAACACGUUUAUUUGUUAUUUCUUUGUAAGUUUGGGAGCUUUGUUCGACAGUCUCUUUUUUACUAGUUAUAAUUUACAUGUGCGUCGAAAAUAGCGGCUCCGGACCAGUCAUCAAAGAAUUAGUCCACACUUAGCGUGCGUAUAUCGGGUUAUAUAUGCACGCAGGAAGUCUGAAGAGCACGAGAGAAGUGCAAAACUUGCUUGAGGCGCAGCUGAAAAAACCUCUAGCUUUUUCAGUGCUCUUCGAGCUAUCCAAGUGUAUCCAUAACUUGACAUACGCACAUUAAGGCUUGAAACAAUUAUUUUAUUACAUAGUAUGCAGACACAAGUUGUGCUCGUAAAGAAAGAGUUUGUUACUACUGUGUCGGGUUAACCAGGUAAUCGUGUCCCUCCCGUAAACUAUGUUUAAAUGACAAGGAGAAAACGACUAAGGAAUAUUUCGAGACCAAAGCUUAUUCAAAGAAUUGUAAAUGUUCUACUCAGAAGCGAUCAAGGAACGGAUUUCUUGCAUGUACGUAGUAAAUAAAACAUUCUUGAAUCAUUAUUUACUGGAAUUCACGGCCAGAAAUUUUCAUAGUUUUGUGUUGAAAAGUUUGAAAGUUCUGAACAAUACUUCAAGCAAAUAUCAACAGCUAAAAAUGAUAUCACAAGUCCGAAAAACGAAGCGAAAAAAAUUACAAAUUUCUUGCAUUUACGAGACCAGUGUGAUAGAUUUAUCCUGCUUGAACUAUUGUUUACUAGAAUGUACGGCAAGAAACUUACAUAGCUUUUUGUUGAAAAUUAUGAAAAUUUUAUCAUUUCAAAAUAAAAAUUUCUUUUGGGAAACAGUUUUGGGACAAAUCAUCACUUCAAAAUAAUAUUUACCGUUCUAGUGAAGAGUCCCCAGCGUCGCAAAGCCUGAUUUAAAGUCAGAAAACUUAGUUCAGUUUUCAGCCAUAAUCCGCAUUGCUUUUGGGAAUGAAGUAUCGUCAACUCGAAAACUAAUUUCGCUGCUUGAAAUAUCUACAUGCUCAUGUUUUUCCAAACGAGUAUCAUUUAGCGUAUUUUCUUUCAUUUGAGCUCCAAAAGGUGUAUCUCAAUCGGAAUAGAGCGGAAAAAAUAUUGAAAGUUUUGAAACCUCGCGGCCAAACUCUACUGAACUUCAGCUGAAUUAAAACUGCACACGUCAUAAUAUAUAGAUUUAAUAUAUAGAUUUAGGCAAGCCUAAAAACGGAGCUCGCAUUUUCUUUUCCCGCACGUCUCUUCAACAAAACUAAAAAUCCCCUACUAUGGAUACAGUGCGCGGUAAUAUUAAUGGAUUUUCAUUCGCAACUUCUCCGUGUCCUUGUAGAGGACUGAUUAUAAGAUAGUGCCCGUGGUACAGUUGGCCGCGCAUGCUAAAAGUAGCACCUUUUAUGGUCAGUCCUACGGUCCUACGGUCGUACUUCCAAAUUUUUUCGGCUUGAUGGGUUACUACUGUUUUGUAUAAUUAUGGGGCUACGCUCUGCGAGCUCCGCUAUUAUAGAUACACGGACGUGUGGCACAUAAGGAUUUUUACCAAGGUAGCGCCUUAGGAAAUGGGUAGACCUUGCGUGCGCGCUAUAUUAUAAUUAAAGUUGGAUAUGUAUACAAACAUAAAAAAUUGAAUGUAAAUGUGCUGUUCUUGUUAAAAAUCUAAGGCUUAACCCUUUGAACUGGUUAAAAUCGCUGGUUUCAUUAAAGAGAACGAGUAUAAAAAUUUCAGAAAAAAUGCUCUCAUUUAAUCCUAUGAACAAUUUUUUAGGACGGCUUGAUUUUACCUUUUUAUUCUGUGUUACAAAGACGACAACAUUUCAGUGGGGGUUAAUACCUCCAACCAGUUCCCUUAUACACUCAAAGCUAAGUACUUUCCGAUUCAUCCAAAAUUAAUCUGCCUAUGACUUACUGUUUGAAUAGGCCCGACGUCACUUAGUAUCAGAUAUAUAUUCAGCAAAAUUCUUGAAAUUUUUAAGUCAAUGCCAUCAAGUAAACAAGAAGUUUGCUUUGCCUUUUUCAAGUAAAUAAAUCUUUGCUAUUUCUUGUAAUGAUUUAACUAUUUCAGGUAAUGGCCAUGAUCGAUGAUUUGAGGGAAACGUUCAUCGCUAACCUCGACAAACUUGACUGGAUGGACAACAAAACAAGGGCUUAUGCCAGAGAAAAGGUAUAAACGCUGCGACGAAAGACUUCCAUCCACUGCCAGUGCUUUUUUUAAGAAAUUUACAUGACUUUAUAUAAUUCCUCAUUACUUUUAAACACAUUCAAGGUUCUUAUUUAAUGUAUCUUUUCUCAGCAAUGGUUGUUAAAAUUUCGUUUUCUAUUCUUAUAAUAUACCCAGAUAUUCCUGGAUGCAUUUCAAUGGCGACCCUUAUGGAAUCCCCAAAUUAAUGAGAAUUGUUUCUUCUCUAAGGUUUGCAAAGCAGUAAGAGUUGUUAUCGAGUCGAGCUGCUAUUGCGUAAAAAGUCGCUUUCAAGAUUUCUUUCAUUCAUCGAUGUCGUCGUAAUGUUAAUGAUUAUAGUGUUCUACAGCAAUAAGAAACAUCCGUAUUUAACACAAUGAAAUAUCAAAAACAGAAGCAAGUUUCAAAAUGGUGACAAAUGCUGCGGAACUGUUAAGCUUACAGAGAACAUCUCAAAUUCAGUUUCUGAUAUUAUACAUCUAGCUGGUAAAGAUAUUUUACAUUUGUUAGGUCUCGAAGCGGGUCCUCUAUUCAUAAAAAGCAUAAUGCUGAAGGUGAUACUUUGUACCAACCUGAAUGAUGUCUUAGAGUUGUCUGAUUCCUGGCUCAACCUUCAUUUUAAAUCAAGAAAUUUGAUUUUCUGGAUAGUAAUCUUUGACAAACAACAAGCCAAGGGAUUUAGGUGAACCAUGGUUUCUUAAUCGUCUGCCCAGUGGUAAUGAACUUGCUAUCGUUUAGUCAAUUCGGCAAGAACUCACUUUGGGCUUUUCCUGAAACGAAUUCACUACAUAAUCAUUAAUACGUUGUUCAUUACACAUAAAUAAACCUUCAUGUUAUCACCCUCAGGCUUCUGCAAUCAGACACAACAUUGGGUACCCAGAAUACAUGAAAGAUAAACGAAAGCUAUCAGAGAGAUUCAAGGACGUAAGUAUAGAGAGGAUAUUACUUGAUGGUGAGAAGAUAUGAGUUUUAUGUGCGAGUGAGAUAUAAUUCGUAUCACGAGAACAUAAAAUUCAUAACUUGGAGCUAACAUGUAAUUUUCUUUUUAUCAUAUGGACAAUAAAUGUAUGUGGUAGAAAUUCAAAUGCUGGCUUUUAUACAAAUACUGGAUAUUAUACAAACAAAAUAGCCGGUGCUCAAAUUAUAAAAAGGUUCACAUAACAACGCCCGUUGGUCAAGGUACAUGUGAAGAGUGUUUUAGAUCUCUGUAAAACACUCACGCCCAUAUACAAUCUGUAAAGCACUUAUUGCGCUUUACCAUAUAUGUGAAAGAGAAAAAUAUCUAACCUACUUAAGUUCUAUAAUAUUACAUAUUUCAUAGAUCUCUAGAGUAGAACUUAAGAAAACUGAACAACUGUUAAAGUUAGCAGAGAGCUAACCUAAAAUUAUGAGUUCAGGUUCCGUUUAAAUUCAUUCAAAAAUCUCGAAGCGCUAAUGUUCCUUGGCAAAGAUUUCCAUAAGGAUGGAGCGGCUAAACUAAAGGCUAUGUCCGAAUAAGUUUCAGUUUAGCAUUUCGCUACCUGAAGACGGUUUGUAGAAGAUGAUCUAGGUUGUGUAGUGGGCCUGCACUGAUAAAUCAUACUUGAAAUAUAGCUAGGUGCCUACACUUCAUAGGUAAUAAGAAGUAAUUCAAACAUAUCAUGCUCCCCAACAUGGUGUAAAGCUCUUUGAGAGCUGGUUUAUUGCAAGAAGAGGACUUACAGAUGGCACUGACAUGACACGUCAAUGAAUACAGCUCCACGUCAAUGAAUACAGCUCCUAGAUUGGGAUUCCGUCCCACUUCAUAUGUCACCUACCGUUUUUUGCUUUCUUUAUUUUGCGUCACCAUGAGCUACUAUCAGCCGGCAAAAUUCUUAUCGUAUCAGCGCUAAUCGUAUGGUUCCCAAAAUACAACCGCAGGCAAAAACAUUUGAAUUUAAGUGCCUAUGACACGAAUGUUUUUUUUUUGCGUAAAUAUUUAGCUUAUCACAUGUACAAACCAAUUCCGAUAGAAGAAAAAAUUCAAAAAGCCCAAAACACGGUUUUUCGGGCCCUAAAGUGUCCUUAUUUUGUCUUAAAAGUGUCCCGUGGACUUAUAACGAAUUAGCGGGUGAAAACUGUGAAAACUCUCAGUUGAUACUUACAAAUCUCUCGCAUCUCAUGUAAUUUUGUAUCAAUAAGUGUUGAAAUACUCUUGAAAUUAUGACCGAUAGCGAUCUAUACUUACCUUCAGCAAGCUCUAACGAGAGAUGUGAUACAUCAUACUCAAGUGACACAGAAGAAAUGGAAGUUGCGAGUACGGUUCAGCCUUACGAAGGAGAACCGCGUGCAUCAAAGAAGAUUUCGACAAAGACUGACAAAGGCGGUUUCUCGCCAGCGGUUUUCAGGUCAAUACUAGAACAAAAAACUCCCGUUACAGAAUAUUUAGUUUUUUGCGUUUGUGUUUUGUUUUCUAUGGCGAAAUCUAUGUUAAGAGUGGGUAGUGUGUUCGUUUCUGUUGCCAUACCAUUUCAUUCCUUCGUGCUUAGUGCGGCAAAGGUUCCCCUUGCUCAGUGCUCUAGAGUUUGGUUGAUGUAGAGUAAUUCCUUUAGCAAACCAAAAGCGAUUUUUGGCGAAAGAAUCAGGUGUAUCACGAGGCACGAUGAUUUUUCGCCGAGAAGUCAUCUGAUUCAAUAUAAUCUCAAAUAGGGAUUUUAAUAGAGAAAAACGUCUUUAGUUUAAGUGCAGCAUUGCCAUGUGACCCACUUCGCCUAAUGGGUAAAUGAAUAUUUCGUAUGCAUCGACCUUCACGCAGCACUUGGAUUCACUUCCAUCUAAUUCAAUAAAACUUGUGUUUCUUUAUUUAUCUCGUUGCAGUGCUGUUAUCACAACGACAUUGCCAUUGUUGCUACUUUUACUUCUUAGUUUCUUGUAACGUCACUUCACAACAUGUUUCAGAUAUCAGAUAUUAUUCUCUUCCAUGGGAAGAUAAACUUAGGCACAAGAAUGCGUUCAUAUGCUUUCCAUUGUUAGUUGUAAUCAUUCCCUGAAGAAGUCUCCGUUAAAGACGAAACGAGAAAUUACAACAACAAGACGUCUUCCUUUGUACUGUUAACUAGUCUCCGUCAAAAAAGUGUAGCGGAUUUGCGUGUUACGAACGACACAAAAUGAAUAGCAAGUUUUCUUGAUGGGUUAAAGAUCUUUUGAGGGAAAGAAUAGAAAUCAUGAAAUUCCUAGUCUCAGUCAUGUCUUAUACUGCCUGUAAUCGUGAAACUUAUUGUCAUACCGUUUUCUGUGUGUAUUGCGUUAAGGUUUUAAUUUACCUGUAAGUGUUUGUACGUUUUAUUAGUUGCAAUGUGUACUCGUGGUUGAUCUUUGUACCAUUACGUAACGUUACGUAAUUAUGGCAAGUGGUUCGUCAGAUUUUAUGAAUAAAUUUAGUCCGGUGGAUCAAUGUUCACAUCCACUCGCCUGUAAAGGUAUUAAGGAGCAGUUACAAAAGUCGGACUCUGGCGCAUUGUCAAAUGCCGCAAGUCACAUCUCCACUUUUUGGAACUACUGUAUCACAGAUCAACGAGUUCAACGGUUACAAAAUGAGGUUUCUGACACAUUUUGAAUUUCACAAGCCACCUCCUGUGAAAUUCAAAGUAAUUGACACACGCUACUGUCACUCUUGCAUGCUCCCUGACGGUUUCAUACAACAGGAUCUACAUCAAUGUUGUAUCUUCUUAUGAAGGAAUCGUGGUGUGCCUUGAUUUUAAAUGAGAAGCAUUUAGUAGGUCACACUCUCAAGCUCUUGGUUGAUGAUGUGGAGCUGAGCCUCUGCGAAGAUAAAGACGUGACAUUUCACAUUCCCUAAACCCGAUGCCUUCCUGUUAAUUGAGAGCUGAACUCCUUCAGUUUCUUCGUAUCCACCGAUCUCAAUCCUGAACCGUAAAGAUCGUUGUCCCUCAUACUUCCAAGACAAAUAGAGCACAUCACUCUUCAGCAUAAACGUCUGUUGCAUUCAUUGCGCUGUUUUCUUUCCAAAAUCUUCUAAAGACCCCUCACACAUAUACCCUCGACUGUAAAACCUUAUUCGGUAUUCCAUUCACAACCACCUUUACCUCAGUGAUGUCGGGAUUGAAUGUCUUCUCACUGUCUCUUGCUCCUAUUGUGUGUGACUUGUAGAGGAGAAGAAGUCCCUUCAGUGAUCGCCUUGGGGCAUUUACUGUUUCAUUGAUGAUUGUGUCAGAUCCCUUAUCUAUUGAGAUUCCGCUUCAGAAAAUUAUGGAAAGCAUCAGGAAUUGAGAAGAUGUGAGAUUAGUCAAAAAUCGUUCGAUGGCACGAAAACUUUACAGCAAAACCAAACUUCAAACAUUACACAACACUCGAGGGAGACAAAACUUGUAUUUGAUAAGCCGGUCUACUGUGGAAUGAGCGUCCUCGACAAUCAGCAAGACACUGAUGUGUGACUUCUAUUAUAACUGUACCAAACCAAAAUAUGGAGAUCGAGCAAAGCUUCUCUUUACAGACACAGACACUCUCGUGUAUGAGAUUGAAACUGAAUACUUCUUCAAGGAUAAAGGCGGUGAUGUUGAAGAUAAAUUCGACACAAGCAACUACCACAAAGAUCACAUGUCAGGGAUCUUAACUGGCUGCAACAAGAAGGUUGUGGGCAUGAUGAAAAAUGAAGCUGUUGGUAGGAUCAUUGAAUAGUUCAUUGGAUUGAGAGCAGAACUUUACAGCAUCAAGAUUCUUGAGGGAAAAGUGGAGAGAAAGUGUAAAGGGGUUAAGAAGGCUCUAGUAGCGAAGAUUAUUAGUCAUGAAUACUACUAGGAGUGCUUAUUCAGCGGAGGAAAGAUUCAAAUAAGGAAUAUAAUUGCAAUAAGAUCACUUAAGCAUGAAGUCUUCACUGAGACCAUCAACAAGAUAGCCUUGAGUUCAAAUGAUGAUAAGAGGGUAAUAAGGGAAGAGAAGAACUUUUGCUCGUGCCCACUAUAAAAUAUGACUACUAACAAUAGUCCAUUCAAUACAUUAAUGGUAGAACCAACAAAUUCAGGAAAGACGAGAUACCUGGUAAAUCUCUUGAGCAGUACCCUCCGAGGAAAGUUUCAUCACAUAUUCUUGAUUUGCCCGACAUUCAUUCAAAACAUUACAUAUGAUGGUUUUAGAGAAAAUGAUAAGGACUUACUUAUCUUGACUCCACUUCAAGAGCAGAUAGUCUUAAGAACAGUAGUUAUCCAUAUUUAUCCGUAUGAGGGAACUAAUAUACUGAUCAUUCUCGAUGAAUGCGCUGCUUUGAGAAACGUGAAGCAGAGGACGAAUGAGCUCGUGAAUUUAGCAUUCAGCGCAAGACACAUUAGGAUCAGUGUUCGGGGAAUCACACAGCAAACGACAAGAAUCGAAAAACCAUUCAGAGAGAAGACCGCUGCAUUAAUAAUAAUAAUAAUAAUAAUGAUAAUAAUAAACUUUAUUUACGUGUCAAAUAAGAUAGCAGUUUCCCACUAAGUAAGGACACCUAAACUAAACUAAUCUAAUCUAUACAAAACUAUGCAUUAAAAAUUUAUUGGAAUAUGAUAAAAGAGCUCUUCCCAUAUAAAACUACCCUACCCCGAAAUAGUAGACCCCAUGUUUAUAAUACCUACCCUGUAUUAUAAGAUAAUAACCUUAUAUAAUGAGAUAAUAAGAUAAUAAUAAUUACAAUAAUAUGAUCUUGAUAAUAUUUAAAAUAUUUAAGAUUUACAUAAAAUACAGUUCUUGCAAUUAUUCGAAGAGAUUAAACUUUGUAUAUCUACUUUAUGUAAAGCGUUUUUAAAUUCUUGCAGCGUUCUUAGUGCUCUUAUUUUUCCAUCUAACUUAGACCAGAUUACUGGACCUAAGUACCUAUAAGAGUGCUUACCAUAGCGCGUAGUACUAACUCUAGGGAUAAUGAAAUCAUUGUUUCUUAAAUUAUAUUUGUUGUUAUUAAUAACAAACAGGUUCUUGAUAUUAUUAGGGCACAGAUCAUUUUUAACUUUAAACAUUAACACAGCUAUGUCAUGUAAUCGCCUAUUACGUAAGGUUUUUAAAUUAGCCCUCUUAAGGAGGUCGCUAUAUGAUGAUAUGCUAUCACAAUAAACAGCUCUAAGGGCCCGUUCUUGUACCCUCUCUAAUUUUCUAGAAUCACUAGCUUUGCAACAAUUCCAUACAAUAUUACAGUAACUUAAAUAAGGCAGAAUAGCAGCCUUAAAAAGUUGUAAUUUAGCCUUGGCUGGGAUUAACUUCCUUAAUCUAUUAAUUACACCCACCCUUUGACUGCUUUUUUUACAGAUGUUACUUACUUAUUUACACCCAAUAACUUAAUAGAAUUAUGUGAUUUAAUGGCUGUUCCGUUAACAUUUAGCUCUAACUGUUCAUCAUUUAGUCUACCUCCUUUCAAUAUCAUUGAUCCAUAUUUAUCAAAGUUCCCUUUGAGAAAGUUCAUAUCGUACCAAUUUGUAGCUCUUUGUGCAGUAUCCUGUAGUUUUGUUUGUAUAGUAUUGAUAUCCUUGUUGAUUUCGUAGAACUGAUGGUCAUCAGCAUACAUCCCAAUUUUUGAAGGAAUUCCGAACGUCAAGUCAUUUUGAAAAAGAUUCCGUAAAAGAGGUCCAAACGAGGACCCUUGAGGGCAUCCUUUCUUGACCCUUUUCCAGGAGCUUGCAAUUCCACCAAUUCUUAGCCUAUUAUAGCGAUCCAUAAAAUAUGAUUUCAUUAGCUUGAUGCUCUCGUUUUUAAAGCCAUAUGCCUCCAGUUUAGCAAGUAAUAGAGAAUGAUGAAGACAAUCAAACGCUUUACUCAUGUCAGUACUUAACAGGCCAACGCUCAUUCGAUUAUCCAGAGCAUUUUUCCAGUCUUCCGUCAAUGCUAGUAGUGCCGUUUCACAACUGUAUCUCUUCCUGUAUGCUGGUUUAUGUAUGCUGCAUUAGUUCUCUUGUAUACACCCUCAGCAAAAGACAUGAAGAUCACAUUCGAGAAUUAUGUGGAUGAGUGGACGAGAGAUGAGCAGAAGGAAAAUGCGACUUUGCUAAUACUGGCGUCCAACUCAAUGCUGGGAUUGGCUGAGCCAGUACCAAGUCACUCAUGGGGCAUCAGUGUCCGUGAGUUUUCGAUCGUUUCUAUUGUUGGGUGAGGUACAGAGCGAAAUAAACCUUCCCAAUUGACUCAAAAGUGUUUGCUUGUAAACCGUUUUUGCUUAAAAAAUGGCAUGAGGAGAUCAUUGCUCAGUAAGGGGUUGUGACAGUGACCGCAGAUACCCAAGAAGCUACGAAAAUUUAAGGAAAUUCUUUUAUACAUAUUUUUAUUUAUAUUUUCAGUUAAACUGCCCAGCAAGUUUGUGCUGGAGUCCAUAAUAAGUUGCUGAAUAAAUUCUUAUGUCUUCAAGGUGCGUAAAAAAGGAUCACGUGGAUAAAAUUCACGUUUUUAAAUGUCAAGAAAAAAGAAGGAAACCCAUCUGGAAAAAAAAAAUUAUUGGCAGAACAGAUGCGAAAGAAAGUCCUUGUAUUCGUUCGAACCAUUUUAAGACGGCCGGCCCACGGAAGAUCAUCCUAAUCCAGUACUAUUUCUAAACGGAUACACAGUCAACUCAGGAUUUCUGACCUGAAAGGGAAAAAGAAGAGUUCUGGCCAAAAAGGUCGCUACAAGUGUAAUCGACCUGUGACCGAUGAGAUGAAAAGUAGCUCCAACGCAUUCAAGCAGAAAUCGAAUGUCACUGAAAAUGUGGCAAAGGGGAGAAGAGGAAGUGGUGGUGAAACUGUGAUUGAAGCCGAAAAAGCAACGAACAAAACAGCACCGCCUGGGGAUGUUAACAACUCUAACAUGUGGAAUAUAAUGUUAACAAUGAUGCUCCUUUUGAAAUCCAUAUGGACGAUAGCACUACUUUUAAAAUCCAGCAGAACAAAAGCCAGUCUUCAAAGACAGAGCAAAGGGCCACUGAAAACAUUUCUACUAAUCCUGCAACCGAAGAUCAUACUUUUGCUCUGCCAGUUGGCAUUCACGGACACGAAAGUUCUCAAGGCGAACAGGAACUUGAUCCUCGUUGCCCUUUGUGUCUAGUACUUCAGAAAAGUGUGUCUGAUAUACAGCAACAACUAAAGCAGACAAAGCCACAAUUGAGGAAAUGAAAGAACACGCUUUUGAUCUAAAAGACAUCAAAAAACUAAACAUCUUGUUGAAACAUAUUCCUAAAUUAUGGAGUGUUUCAGUUCCUUGUGUCAAAGACAAAACCCAAAGUGCAAAAGUUGCAAUAUUUCAAAAGAAAAAGGUCACAAGCAUUAAAGGGUAUCAAAACGACUUGGGUAAAUGUAAGCCUGGAAGAAAAAGAAAGUAAACAGUUAAACAAAUUUGUCAGAGGAAGACUUAGCCUACAGAUUUACGACUUCAGCAAGUAAUGAGUCCACAAUUUCAUCAACUUGGAUUCCCUUCUUAUCAAGAGAAUUUCAAGGUUUGAUCAAAUGGCCAAGCCAGGAAAUGUAACAAAGUUCUACCCGGAAGCCUUUAAACCAUUUCCUAGGGCUUGUCCAAUCACUGAUUGUACAGCAAUAUAUGUUCACAAACCCUCUGUAGCAGAGGCACAGGCACUGAUAUACUCUAGUUACAAGAGCCAUAACACAUCCAAAUACUUGGUAAGAUCAUUUAAACCAUGUUUGCCUUAACAUGAAUUUUUUAAAGAAUUUUUUAAAGUAUUUAAACCAUAACUUAAAACCAUGCGAUAAGAAAUAAUUUUCAAGUAUUAAUUCAUUCAUUGUUCAUGUUUUUAUUUAUAUAAAGUGUCCAUCACUCCCAGCUGGAAUUGUUUCAUUUGUGUCAAAAGGCUAUGGAGGCGUGUCAUCUGAUAGAUUUAUAUUUUCUGAUUCUGGUGUGAUCUCAAAAUUCUCUUCCAACUCAGCUUGUAUGGUUGACUGUGUUUUCAAUGUACAGGGUUUUCUUUUAACAAAGCAAGUAAAACUUUAUAUGCCUCCAUUUACCAAAGGUCAGGAACAAUUAACAAAGGUAAACGUUCUUCAGGGUUGGGCAAUUGCAAAAGCUAGGAUUCAUGUUGAGCGUGCCAUCCAGCAUCUGAAACGAUUCCGACUUUUCCAGUCUGUGGUGCCUCUGACUCUUAAGGACACACUGGAUGACAUGGUUAUUGUUUGUGCAGCGCUCACUAAUUUACCGCCACCAUUAAUUGGUUAAAUGUCAUGACGAGACAGGUACAGCAACUCUUUAUAAAUUCAGCUUUAUAAUUUAUGGGAAAAUUUUAAUAUUAUAACAAUAUUAUGCACUUAAAAAAUGUCUCGAUCAACAUUUAUUUCAUAACAAUUUGUCUCAAAGACAGAUUUCUUAUGGCUUAAUGAAAAGUUCCAGAAGAAUAAAUCAGGGAAUGGUUAAAACAAACCAACCACCACACAUUUUAGAGUUCUCUGGUAUAGUUUAAAAAUUAAGUGCACACAAAGCCUUUUGAACCAAAUGGUUCUUUACACUCUUACAAUAAUUUUGGGAUCUCAAAUAGCGCGGCAAAAUUACAUCUAUUAACAUUCCAGCCCUUCAACUGGGAAUUGAGGAUAUUAACUUACUGCACCAAAGGAUUUAAGAAUAGAAUAAAAAGUCUUGACUGACAUUGUAAGGAGAUAAUUCUGGUAAAAUGAAUUCCAAAAUUCCAGAGGCCGAACCCACAAGUGAUUCGGAUCAUCGAGAGCAGCUUACAAUUCUCGUCACAAGUGGUAAAGCGAAGGAAAUGAUUGACAUACCUCUCACCAUGGAUCAAGUCAAGGGCUUCCCGAAAAAGAUGUUGAAAUACUUCAAAAGGUACGAGACCUUACUAUAAAAAAACACUUGUGAAGCUAUCGUUAACACUUUUCUCGAGCAAUCAUGUAAGGCAUCGUCAAGUCUCCUCUCCCUUGAUGAAAGAAAGCUUCCGAUAGAUUUGAAUGAUAACUUCGUGGUCAAGAGAAAUUGGAAUGAUUGCCGUAAGACUGAGUCUGAAGUAUGGAAUAUACAAGGCGAUCACAAGUGCCGUUCUUCUCACUGCUAGUAAUGUUGAUUUUGAGUAGGUUCCUGAGAAGGAAUCAGAUACCGGUCUUUCUGAAGAAGCUGAUUAAGUUCUUAUCAUGACUUGAUAAGAAAUUGAGCGAGUACUUUGCUAAGUACUUGAGUAAGUACUUGAAAAUUAUGCAUUGAAAAAUAAAAUGGAUGGAAAAGAACUUAAGACUGAAAAAUUACCAGUAGCACAAAAGGUGAAGAGUGAGAGAAGCAAAGAAGCAUAGCUUAGGUGUUAGAGAAAAUAACGCUGAUUCUGAACAACACAUUGAGAAGAAAGCUGAAACGUUAUCAUUAUUCUCACUAACUCAAAUACUUUUAGUUGCAAGCAUUGUUCUUUCACGGGUUGCACUCUGCUAUAAAAGGAGAGAGGUGAUGGCUCUCGUUAACAAACCAAAACCACAGCCUCAACCAACACAACCACAGAUUCCUGUUGGAGUAAAACCAGUGGAUUGAUUUUUUUUUUGUCUGCCAAAAAAAUGUCUGAUAAUAGGCUUGUAAAAACAUUUAAUCAUUCAGCGACCUUGCCUGGAUCGGCUUCUGGAAUCGGAUGGAUUGCGAAAGUCACCAAGGAAUCGAUGACUUCUGAUCCGAGUUCUAAUCUCAUGAAUUAUGUGAUGUUGGCGGAAGCUAUCUGGCAAGGCAUUUGAGUGAAGACCAGAAUAGUGUUGAAGAGGAGAAGAAGAAAUAUCCAGCGACUUUUAAGUAUGAAGAGAAUAAACACAACUACUCGAUUGGAUUGCGGUUAAUAACCAAGUCAAGGAUCAGGCAAUGCAGAAUUUUGCGGAUACAGAUUAAGCUUUGAAGCUGUACAACAAGGCGCAUAAUCAAGAGGUCGGUCUGAGGGAAGCACAGUUUUCCGACCCUUAUAGGCCGAGUACCUCGCAAAAGCAAGGUGAAAUAAUCUACGUCGUUGCUGGUGCUUUGACCAUAGGAUUGGAUGUCAGUCAUUUUGGGGAGUCCAUGGAAAAAACUUUCAAGAAUUAAUGAUAGCUCCAAAAAGUUUAUGGAAGGGAUUGUCUAAGUUUAAGAAGUUGACAAAAGAAGCUCGAGUGUCUGAGGACGUUGGAAAGCUUUGGCUGAUGAAGCAAGCCAUCUGGCAGAUUGACUCGCGUACCCUGAAACAUAUACCAAGACCUAAUUUUCAUGUGUAAUCCCCAAAUGUAGUUCAUCAAGCUGAUCUCAUUUUCCUUCCCCAUGAAAGACUCCCGAGAGGAAGGAAAGUCUAUAAGUAUGCAUUAAAAGUUUUAGAAAAGUUGCAAGCAGAUCCAAGUCUGCUGAACCUCUCACCUCAAAGGACUCCUCUGAGGUCUCAAGAACUUUUAAGACAGUUUAUAGGCAAGGACCACUGAGAUGGACCAGUGUUCUUCAAGUUGAUUUUCGGUGUGAAAUCAUGGCUGAAGUUGCAAGAGAGAUGGCAAAGUAUUGAUUGAGGAGAAGAAGAGGGAAUGUAAACGUUCACAGGGAUCAGGAGACACAUCCUCAUCAAAGAGAUCCACUGAAUGGGAGAAGUGACCAGGUUGACGGGAAAAAAUCCUGUUGACGCAAUCAAAGGUGGUUGACGGAAGAAGUUGGUUAACGCGGAGAGUUCAAUUACUUAUUCAAAACCGGUUGGCUUGAAGGAAAAGAGACUCUUCAAAGAAUGUGAGAUUCCUCAAUGCAACUGGUGAGUUGGAAGGUAGUCAAAGGCGAACUACAGAUCCAGUGUCGUCUCUGAAGGUCUACGGUAUCGAGAGAAAAAUUGUGAAUAAGAAUGAAACUGUUCUCUAUUACCUGAAGGAUGGACCAAAGCGUGGUUUCGUUAGAGAAGAGCUCUUGAUAGUUACUGCUGGAACUGAACUACCUCCCGAAGGAAUUCGUUGAUCAUGAUGAUUAACAGAGUAUGAAUUAAAAUAAGUUUUUCAAUUGACCUGAUCAAUCCUGGUGAAUCGUGUCAGCUGUCAUUGGAACGGACAAAGUCGAAAUGAUGUGAGUUAUGCUCCUUCUUUCCGAUGUAAUGGAAAAAGCUUACCAACUUGAAUGCAAAAAUAGUAAAUUCUAAUAAACAAUUUGUAUGGGGAAAUUUUUAUAACAUGAUGAUGAUGAGGGUGUUUAUCAUGAAGGUUUAAACUCAGACUGUCAGACUGUUCUCAUUUACAUAGACACUGUUUUGACAGAAGAAAAAAUCAAGGCACAACACGACUUCUUCAUAGGAAGAUACAAUAUCGAUGCAGAUCCUGUCGUAUUAAACUAUCAAGAAGCAUGUAAGUGUAGCAGUUGCGUGUGUUAAUUACUUUGAGUUUUACAGGAGGUGGCUUGUGAAAUUCAAAAUGUGUCAGAAACCUAGGUUUUUAUCUAAUGAAUUCGUUGAUCUGUGAUACAGCAGUUAAAUAAAGAGGGGUGUGACUUGUGGCAUUUGACGAUGCUCCAGAACCCGCUUUUUGUAACUACUUAAGGUUAAUGUUUUUCUUCGUGGUGAGUUUAUAUGUAAGUUUUCGUUCUUCAACAUGUAUUUUCCUACUCACGUUUAGUAAUUUAGAGAUGUCGAUUUUUUUUAAUAAAUGAUGAGCAGAAUUACGCAUGACUUCGGUUACACUGUCAAACUGUUGCGGACCGGAUCGUCAGUUCCAGAUAACCUUGGUUGCGGCGCGUAUGGAUCGUGUAUUUCUUGACACAUCAAACAGUGUUCAGUUUCGUGCGCAUUUGUUCUUUUUUUUCCUAUUACAAGACAACUUCAAGCAAAUAAUUAUGUGAACACCUUGUUUCAUUAGCGUAAAACUGAGAAUAGCUCGUUAACAUUUGUCAGUGACAUAUUGAAAUAGCAAAUUAAUAUGUGUUCGGCUUUAGCAUGGUUGAUGCACUUUGUAAACACCACAAAGUAAAUGGUAUCAAUGUGGAGAACAAGCCAAUCAGAGAACUUAUAAGAAUAGAGAGUCUAUGCCUCGUUCGUUAAACAUGGAACCACAGGCCACGCAAAUAAGCAGCGCUAAGAAUGCUCAUUAAGUAGGCAAACGACACAAGAAUUGUAUGUUACGUACCACAGUUUUUAAACAGGUUACCCACAGGCGGUGUGCGCACUCUGAUUACGUUGCAUUAUGGUCGUAACACAAAAGGUUAGUCAUUUGCAUUCUGUCGCGGUCGGGGGAACAUUUUUGGUGCAUGGCGGCAGCGAGGUAGCGUAGAAUGUAAACGGGAUUCAUUGUCUGUUUCCUUUUCUUCGAUUACUAAUCUGCGCUCUCAUUAGUCAGGGCUUUUAAAGAAGGAUCAAAGCUGCCAUUCCAACGUUUGAAAGGCUUCAAACUACGAUGAACAUCAAAUCAGACCUUCUCGAAAACCGGUCUCAAGUUACAUACUACAAAACAGUGAUUGCGUUUGUCCUUGAGAACCACUGAAUACGCGAUAAAUACGUAAAAAAAAAUUAUACAAAUUCAGUAUCAGUAUUCAGUGAAAGAAACAAUGAACGGUCGAACUUCUACGUAAGGUUCGGUCAAAAUCUGCCGAUAUCUGCCGCCUUCACCGCCAUAUUGAAAACAACGCUACCAUAAUCCAACGCAAUCGGAGUGCACCCGUUGCUUGGGUUACUCACAAAUUCAAGUAAACAAACAGAUGAAGACAAAAGACACAUUACUACAAAAGCUACAAUCGCUAAUCAAGUUGAGAGUGUAUAUGUAAAGUAUCCAUUGUUCUUUACGCGUGACAACAAAAUUUACGUUACUUACAAAACGAAAUGGUACUUACCAGUAAGUUGAAAUGUGAUUGAGGUUCUACGUUAUCAUCAUUCAAAAACGAAGGAGUCAUAUAAAAAAUGCGUGCGCGAUGCUGGCCAGUUUUCCUGGUCGGUGGUAAGAAGGAAUGGGGAAAUGAAGUCAAACUUCGAUUUACAUGUAUAGGUGAGUCUCACGUAAUUAAUUCAUUUGGAUCACUAUCAGUAUGUGAACAACUGCGCAUCUACCCCUUUCCCAACCAAAAAAUCAACCUUACUUGUUAUCAGUUGACAAAACAGGAGUAACGCUAAUGGGUGUAUAUACAUACAAAUCUAUUUCUAACUACUGUAGUAUUGGAGUUGAUGCGAGAUGUGUGGAGUAGUUAGGCUUAUGUCGGGUAUCAUCUCUCCAGCUUCUAUUUAGGUUCCCUUAGAUUCCUUAAAGAUUCAGAAACUGCAAAAAGAUUUUCCCAGCCAGGUUGACGAACAUCACUAAGCCAUCUGUCCUUGAAUUACUGGCUCACGUUUGUUCAAAGUGUCGGCUGAAAUAGUGUUAUCGCUCGUUGUUGCGUGUGACAGCCAAAUUUUUCAGGUAGCAAAUGUAGUGUUUCAAUUCAACGUGUUCAAAUUCGUUCAAAUAUCCCCGAUUUAAAUACCGCUCCUACCCCACUAGGAGGCACCUGUGACGAAAAUAAAAGCUCAAAUUGUAGAUACGAAUGAAAGAAUACUUUAAGUGUUGAACAUACCACCGUGACCGUGGUUCACAUUUUUCUUGAUAUGGUAAGGUCGAGUGAUACUCAAAACGGCCCUUUUCCUUGUCUAACGCCAGGCAUUUAUCAUAUUCCAAAAUAGCCUGGUUUAUAUUCCUUUUCUCUAUACCACAUCUCUGAAGCAGCAUAUGCAUUCUUUUAUAACCCCAGCAACAAAUUCAUGCUCUAAAAACAUUUGAGCGAGUAAUGUGGGCUGAACAGGGAUAGAGGUGCAUCCAGUGCUUACCCCAAAAACAUCAGACAAGAUUAUUUUAUUUUUAUAGAUUUCCCCCCAACCUUUAGGUUAGUAGUGACCUGUGUAGUCCCUUUAAAAUGGUGGUAUGAAUGCGUAUGUAGUUAAAGAGAUUGAAUAAGAAAUUUCUUAAGCUUCAGUGGUCUUUACUUUUGGUGACAGCUUAUUAUUUCCUCCAAACGAUCUUUUCCUUUUCGAGCGUAAUGUUAUAAUCAAGCUAGCGGUAGGAUGCCGAUAAUACCCGAAAAUGUAAAACACAAACACUCACAAAAUGCUUACCUUCCAGCGAAAUGCAUUUCAUGCGACUAUAUAAUGAAAUGGACUGGUGACAAGAUACAAUUAAAAGGGGUUUGUUGAAAAGAACCACACAACCCAUAGAAAAACUAAUAAAUACACUGAAAUAUUUCAAUUUCUUUUCUUACUUGAAUGCGUUGUUUUUGCUUCUUAAAUUUCUCGGAAUUAAGAUAGAGGACCCACUGAAAGAGAGGUCUCAUCUUGAAUCAGAAUGAGAAACAUACGCACACGUCGGCAUCAAUAGCAUGGAAAAAAAUAACAAGUCGGCGCUUCAGCUGCUGACUGUUGGAAAAACUGUUACCAAAAGAAUGCAAAGACCACUUGACACACAAUUUUCGACCUUUUGUUGAUUGCAUAUCUUUUUCCUUCGCAUCCAUGAGUGACAAAAAAGGACUUGUUGUUUGACGAACAAAAACGCGUUCAUGGAAAUAUUCCCAAAACUGCAAUUUAGAGACAGUAGUUAGCUCUUGACGGACCUUUUAAGAAUAUUACGGUCGAUUCCGACGAACACAAUUAAUAUGGAACGAAAAAAACACGUAUCCACUAAUGAAUUGGCAAACCGUACGUAGCCACUUUUUCAGCAUGAACUUCCUCUAUUCUAUUAAUUAAUUGUAACUCACGGACCGUAUACCACGCUUAAGGUAGCGACGACUGUCACGUUAAUGGUCCGUAAUAACUAUACGGACCGUAAUGUUGCUUACACAAACGUUAUAAUGCGAGUAUAUUGAACAACCCCCUGAUCAUUAGAUUUUGGACGAUUUUGGUGGUGUUUGCUCUAUGUUCCCCAUUAUCGAUAUCGUCUCUUGAUAUAAUUAAAAUGAUUACAUCAAACUGAGACCUUAAAAACUUUGUACCCUUCAUGCAUGGAUUGAAUCUACCAAAUAUACUAUACAACGUUUGUGUAUUGGCUGUGUCCCGACAUGCAUAGACUUCCGUAAAAGUUUGAUUAAAUAAACAUAAAGAUAUGUUGUUUACAAAUUACAAAUUUAACAGUACUUUAUACAUGUGGAACUGUAAAUUGACCGUGAUUACCUCAUUGAACUUGAUUAUUUUUAGUAAUUUCAUAAUAACAAAAUUAAUUUUUUCUUGUUUUGUUUCAGCUAACAAUGGAUAAUUCCUCUUACUUCAACAAUGUGAUUAGCAUCCGAACUUUUUCUAUGAAGACAAUGUUAAAGGAUCUUCGUAAUGCUGUAGACAAAGAAAGGUAACGGCCAAUUACAUUACUCUAGUUUGGAAAAAAAUUCGCGUACAGAAAAAAUUCGGGGAGAUUCGGGGAAAUGUUUCGGAAAGAACGUCUCUUGUCCGAGCAAAAUAUAUGGUGGAAAGAAAACAUCCUUAAAUGAUAUGAAGCUGUCAAGGUUGUUAUGUUUGACAAGUAUUCCCAGUCGUCCGAUAAGUUUUUGACGGUUCUGGGUAUAGGCUUAACUAUUGAAUUUCCCCUUAAUGUCUACUGUUUUUCCCAAGCAUCUCUUAUUUCCUGAUAAAAAUAAUUUUCGAUGUAGCUUGAAAGACUUUUUUAAGUUUUUUAGCGACUCUCUGCCUCAGCUUUGGCAGAACUGUCUAUGGCCCGAUUGCUUGACUUCAAAUUUCUCGAUUUGUUAGCUUUGGUCUCAUCUAGCUUCUCAUUAAUUACAAACAAAGUCUUGAAAACGUCUUUUCGAAGAUGACUGGUCAUUUGGCCCCAUUUUACACUUUUAAUUUUGAAAGUUGUGACCUUGUCUCCCCUAGUUUGGCCCUUAAGUACUUCCAGCCCAUCAUGAUUUACUUUAUAAAUCAGUUAGAAAUUAACAUUAAUCUUGAAGUUAUGCCAAAGUAGCGGGCUACCAUUUUGAUCAAAUUUAGGAAUAGCAUUAAAUGCAAUAAGGAUGCCGUUGAGUUUUUUUCAAAGCCCUAUUUUUCGAUGAUAACCUUAAGGGACCAAUAUUCGCAGACUACAAUUUUCUAUUAGAUCCUGCGUAACUUACUUGAAAAUACAUCGGGAUUUUUCUUUUCGCCAGGAUUUGAAAGCUGAAAACUUUUUCACAUAGCAAGCGUUAAUAUAUAAUCACAGCUAAAAUUUUAAAUUUUUACUUCGCCUGCUAUUCGCUAUGCGAAACCCCAGCCAAUUCCCUGUUUAAUGAUGAAGUCACAAUUUCUCCAAUUUACUCUAAUUUAGGUGGAUGAUUCACCCACAUACGGUCAAUGCCUUCUACGACAGAGUGACCAACAAAAUCAGUAAGUACAUGAGAAUAAUCAUCUGCAGAAACGUCAAGUAAAUACAAGUAACUAAUUUUCUAGUAAUGAAGAUCAAGGCAAGUCCGAUUCCCUAAUCUCAUACAUCUAGACAGCUAUCAGAAGCCUUAAUCAAAGCCCUAAUGCGCAAAAAUGAGCGACGAGACUCUAUGAAAUGUUACAACAUAGGAAAUUACAGAUAACCUGCAGCACGAUCUACUUUCAACAAACAAUCUUAAACUGCUGUCUUAUUAGCUGGGAACAAAUUCCUUUCGAGAGAUAAUAUAUUAAUUCCCGUCUCCAUAGAAAUGACUCAUACCCGACAUUGAAACAACAAACACACAGUACCUCUCAAAAAUGAUUAACGUUAUCGACAGAUUGAAGUAACCAAUCACCACCGACCUUUCAUUCUACCGUGACGGUUAAAAAUUCCGUCAUGCAAACUUUUUUCACCUUGAAUGUCCUAGAAGAGAAUCGAGAUGAUUCCGCCAAACCAUCUGACUUGACAUUUCUGCAAAAAAAAUAAACUUUAAAAAUUUUUCCUUGUUGGUUUAAUAGAUUACUAAUAUAGAGAAAUCCCAGCAUCGUUCAAAUUCGUCCAUAAUGCGACGACUCUCAAUACGAUACACAAGUAGUACAAUUUGAGGAGACUGAGACUAGUGUGGUGGAGCAGUGAAAGUUAUCCGCUCUUUGCACCACCUAACGAAUUAUUUACAUGCAAAUGAGAAAGAAUAGACAGUCAUCGUCAUCAUCCAGAGAUUGAAAAAAUUCUCCUGACGAAAACCGAUCGAGAGCUAAGAAUGAUGAAGUAAUUAAGGCUCCUAACAUCAGGGAAGCUCCUGGUAGAAAGGUUAUAGAAAUUCUCAAAAAAGACAGUAAAGGUGGACAUUCUAGAGAUAUAAAUCGAUGGGAUCCAAUGGGAAAUAGUUAACAUCAGGAAGACAGUAUACAGAAUAGAUUCAGAAAUCAGCACCUCAUAGAUCAAGACGCAAAAGUUUGGUAAGAGAUUGAUAAAGAUAUGCAAUGCGAUAAAGGGAAACUGGAAAACGAUUUACAUGUAUUUAAGAAGCAGUUGAUGAAUGCAGAGGCUUAUUUGGAAUGGAAAAUCUCAAUGAAAGAUCUCUCAACCUGCAUGGUGCAACUGGAAAUACCAAAGAGGUCGCAUAUGGAUUCCUGGAAAAAGCCUUAAAAUCGAACAGCCCCGCGACAAAAUUGAAUUCAGAGGGUACACCUUGGGAAAGCCAAACCCUUUAAAAUCUUGCCCUAUUUUAGCAAAAUUUCUCCAGGACUCCAUAAGACAUUUGUUAACGACCCAGACCAACCUCGUCUUUUUCUCUCGUAAUGUUUGUGUGUAUCCGUGUGUAAAUUUUGUUUUUGCUUUCAAUUUUUUUUGUCCUUCGGAGUAGCUCAGUUUUAGGUAGUGACGAAAGGUGUAGCCUACGUAGAUGUAAGAUUACUAUGAUGUUAAACGGUUUCCCGAUGAGAGGUUUGUUUCGGACAGAAAGUUGUUAUUGAACGAGCUAUUGACGCAUCCUCGGUUGUUUCUGCGAGAUGCUAUGAAUGAGAGUUUUCUUUAAACUCGUGAAGCAUAAACUAUAAGAAAACGUGAAGGGGUUUGUAAUUUCUAUGAGCGAUAAGAAUCUUUCAGUAUUAUUAGCAGCCAUAAUCCGAGAAAUUUCGACAAAAGACCUAGGAGUGAGAAUGGUAAACACUUUGCUAUUCAUUAAUAACCUGACAGAGAGGCGCGAAAGGCGAGUUACAUCAACAGCUGAUUACCGAUAUCGAACGCAGGUAAAAAAUUAUCUCAAUUUUACGCGUGUGUAGUUAUGGCUUUUCUCAGAGCUGGAAAUCCUUGUAACACAACUCAGGUUAUGUAAUAAAUAUUUUCAAAGGCGUCAUCUUAAUCCAGUCAAAUUAAAAGUAAGUACUUACAAUGUACAAGGUUUAGAUCCACCAGACUGACAUAUCUCCGUCUGUAGGCUACACAAGCUAUAAAUAUGUAAAAAAAAAAAACCAUUCCGUUAACUCAUUGAUUGAGGGAAAUUUUAAUUUUCAGGCUACUGUUUAACAAUGCAAAUGUAUGUAACUUGAUCUUACCUCCUCUCUUGUCCUUUGGGUCUUGUUCAAACUAUAACUUUUAUAUCUAGAACAAGGGAUACUUAGCAAAAAUGGAUUGGGAUAUGGAUCGCUGAGAUGCUUUAGAAUAAAUAGUUGAUUUGUAUCCUAUUUAUGUUUGCCCUCUCAUUUUUUCGGCAGUUUUUCCAGCCGGAAUACUUCAAAUUCCAUUUUACAACAGAAAAUUUCCUCGGUAAGUGUUUUAAGCAAGGGCAACCUUACGUUAGAGACAGCAAACAUGCGUCAAUAGGAUAAAUUUUGCUCUUUAGUUGUCCGUGACACAGAGGAACAGAAGUCACUUUUGUUAAAUUCAACAUAUCUUGCAGAGAACGAAAUAAAAUCAAUUCCAUUUAGAACCCCUUUUAUGAAAUAAUUCAAAUAGUACGCACGCUCUGAUUGGCCAUAAAACCAUUUUACAUGAGCAUAUGUAAAUACGGUUUUCAUUCCUCUUUCAUUAGUUAUUUUAUAAAAGAAAUGUAAAAUAGUUUCCGGUUUUACAUAGCCUGAUGUAAACACUUGGGAGGUUAGGGCUCGAUAGCUGGAAACCACUCCGAUUCGCGUCGUGGUUUCCUACGCUUAUCUCGUGUUCUCCCAACCUCCCGCGUGUUUACAUCAGGCUAUGUAAACACGGAAACCAUUUUACAUUUCUUCACUAAAACUCUCAUUCACCAACCGAGAGUGCCAUCGAUCUCCUCUGUGAAGCAAUUUUACACUUAUGGCAAGUCAAUUGAUAAAUGUACAUUAACCCCCAUUAAGGUUAGGGCAUUGGUGAUGAGGAUUUUUGUAAAGUAUAAGUCACCAGAUCAAAUUGGGUAGUCUUUUCAAAUACCGGGACUUGAAAUAGUUAGUAAAUGAACUGAUGACAUUGCAUGAGUCCAUGCCGACAAUGCUGGAGAUCGCUAUAAUAUUAUUUCUCGAGGAGUUUACUUCGUGCUCUCUAGAUAAGAUACCUCAGUCUUCGAUUAAAUCCGUGAUUCAAUCGAUUGAUCAUAAGCCAUAUAAACCUACACAGGUAAAUUGCGCUCGCGUCUUGAUUCGCUUUGACUUUUUCGGCUUUAUUCCCUAUCCUUGUCGCUUUAUCUUCUCCAAAAGAGGACAAAACUAAACUAAAAACUUAAGUUCUGGGUUAGAAACCCUGUUUCAGCCAAAUCCCUCAAAUUUCUUUGAAGCGUUGUGGCUAUCUUGCUAGAAGUUUGGCCGAGCUGCCAUCUUUGGUCCACGGUUAGCACAAGUUAGGAAGUCAACUAAACAAUUUCGCCGAUAAUUUUCUAAGAGCAGAGAUCACUCACUUGAACGCGCGCUUUCCUGAGGAACUGAGAAAUUUCAUCUCAAUCAAAAACUUUGAGGCAAAAAAUGUUUUUAAAACCUUUACGGCUUCGAAAACCUGGUUAGGCUGCUUGUUCUGGACGUUGAGGUUGAAAUUCCACGCUAUGAUUUAUAGCGCCUGAAUCGCGGCCAUGGAAAGAUCGACGGCGGUAUUUGUGCAUGUAUGAGAGGAUGACCUUUCGCGAGACUUUACCUUUCUUUCGACUUCGGACUUUCAUCAGCUAUGCCUCCAAGAACAGGUCGAUCACAGCGAGUGGUUUCUUACAAUGUAUUUACCGACAAGGCCAUUGGCAUUCGACCGAGACUUCUCUCUUGUUUACGUCUGAUUGUAUUCUUAAUGCGUUGGACCAUAAGGAAACAACAGCUGUUGUUCUCUUUAAGACGAGCAAGGCGUUUGAUAGUAUCAGUUAUGAGAUAGUUAUUAUUCAACAAGACAUUGGCUUGCCAUCUUCUGCCAUCCGGUGCCUCAAUUGUACUAGGCUAUGCGCAUAGAUUUUGCCUUGUCCGACCUGUUGCUUAUGAACUGGAGCAUUCCAUUGAGCAGCAUCCUUAGGCACCUCUUCAUAGUUUAUGCCAAUGAUUUACCAUCGAUUCCGCAACGGCAAAGGACUAUUAUGUUGACGACACUAAACAGUUCAGGUUCUUUCGGGUCCAGGACAGUGAAUCAACUGUGGCUAGGCUAAAUAACUGGUAUUUAACAACAGAUAACCUCUGAACCCGGAUAAAACCAGGUAAAGAUCGUGUCCACGAGAAAACUAAGAGAAACCGGGCGGGGCAAUAAUACUCACAACACUGUUUUGGUUAAAAGAGUAUCGUUUACAUCUGAAUGAGGGGAGAAUUUUGAAUAGCGCAUGUCGAGCCAUUUUCGAUAACUUUUUCCGAAGCCAUAUUUGGAUUAUCUUCGAGUAAACACACCAAUUGAUGAUGAACAUCAAGGGCACACAUGUUCUAACUUUUUGACAAAAUACAUACAUACAUUUCUCUGAGUUGGCUCAGUUGCAACUUAUGGCUCUAUAAUCAUUAGUUAGAUUAGACACAGCAUCGUGUAACCAAUGUUGCAAUACCAGAUCCGAUUUGCUUCGUUGCCUUUUUGUAAUGUCAGGCAGGGUGAGAGCUCCUGAUAAAAUCGAUCAAUAUUAUUGGUCUUGUACUGUGUGUUAAUUUUCGACUUAUAUGUAAUAGCAGCAACAAGAUCAUUUGCUGCCCUCAAAACUAGGGUAAAUAAAAACGACAUUCUGACACCCAACUCGUCAUCUUUGAUUACAUCAACCCUGAAACUAUGUUCAGCAGUUGACUUUGACAGUCAUUUGGCAGGUCAAAUCACGCUUUGUGUUCGUCUAAUAUACUGGGUUCAAAUUAUGGCAAAGGUUACUUACCUACUUUUCAUUUGUCAUGUUUGAGUUAAAGAUUCUUUCGGAAAGUAUAUUGUUAAGUUUUUAGAAAAGAAAUAUUUUAUUCACCAGCCAAAGUUGGUCCAUAUCAGGAAAAACUGUUCCCUCUGUCUUUAGUACCGUAUCUAAGACUUCGGGCACAGUUUUUCCGAAUACGGACCACACGGCUGGUAAAUAACAUAUAUGUCUUAUCUUCAGUGGUGAUUCCUCGUCGUUUUCGCGUAAUUGAAGCUCACUCAGAGUCGCUCUUGUGACUAACAAGGGAUAUUAAUUCUCUCAUUUCUUCCUUAUUGCCUCCCUAUUCUUCCCUACUCCAGCAUAGCAAAGGCACUGGGGCACAAUUGUCUCUUUCAAAAUAGAAUAUUUUGUGAAAAACAACAAUUUCCUUUAAUAACAUAAAAGCACUCGUACUGGCUUGAGAUUCCUAUAUGCAAAAAUUUUAAAUGUUUAAAAACCACGUGUGAGAUUAUGUCAUGAUUAAUCUGAGUAAAUCAGGCAACCUCAUGCGCAUUAAAUUUUACUGAUAUCGUUUCUCUACUUCACCUGAGACUGACAUGUACUCUUGUAAGUCUUGUAAAUAAUUUCGUUUUUAUUUUUUUGGCCGUAUGAGAAACAUUUUUAAGAUGGCCAUACUAUUCAACACUUUGUUUCUAUUGUAUCAGAGCAAUAAGCUACGGUGGAAUAGGAAUUGUAGUUGCUCAUGAAAUAACGCAUGGAUUUGAUAGCAAUGGUAAGUAUUAUUUAAAGCUUUGUAACAAAGUUUGUAGUUGGAUUAAAUUUUCGUUUUUCAUCUGAUAAGAGCCAUCCAGUUCAUCCAGUUACAUGCAACUCGACAACAUUUUAUGCAAUAAAGAAAACCUGUUCUCUGAAAUUUUGGCUUACGUCAUCAAUUUGUUGAGAAGUGGUAAGUAGACAGAAGCCUCAAGUUGUCAAAACCUCAGCCCCUGUUCUCUAAAGCAGAGUCAGGACGAUCACUGUCAUCGUGAAAACAUUGAUCUUUCGAUCACUGUAUUUUCAUAUUUUAUAAUUAUCAUGAUUGUUAUAAUCAUUCUGAUUACUAUUCAUUGUUAUAAUUAUCACCAUUAUUAUUACCAUCAUCUUCAUCAUUACCCUGAUUAUUAUCAUUGUUAGAUGAUACGUGUAUAUGAACGGUUUCGAAAUUUGUUUUUUAACAAAUGGCAGUCAUGUCGCAAUUUGAUUGGCCAAUUUGCCAUUGUAGAUAAGAGUAAAGAUAACACUGCUCGCGUUAACCUGUCUCGCAAUGGUCACGCACUGAAAGAAUCGUUUUAUUUGACGUCGAUAUUGUGGUAAAAGUCAAAUCGACCGAGGUUAAGUGUGGGCUGCGCCUCGUGAGUCCACAACAUUUUGACCACGUCGUCGAUAAGAGUAAAGACCACGGUAAACCACGUCGAUUUGUUAAUUGUAAUUGAAAUGGCACCCAGCCAGAAUUAACGCAAAAAGCAAUUUCGAGACAAUUAAUCUACAUGUGAAAGAGAAUUAUGCUAAAUGUCACAAAACCAUUCUCAAAUGAUUCCCUUCCCCUUUUUUUCAAAUACUUGGAGAAUAAACACUCACAAUUGCCAAUGAAUAAUUUUAACGCGAGUUGCACUGUAUGUAAAUAUGUAACCCCUUUUGCGCGAGUAGGGCUGACCGAAAUCGAACGAGUGUCCAACGCACUGGACAUCCGUGCUAGAUGUUAUAACUUAUAUGGCCACCACCCAGGGAGAUCGAAUUUUUCGAAUUGACUCAGGGGUGAAUGGUAUCAGGAUAUAGUAAAGAACAUAAUUCUUCCCGCUACUAACAACACAGAGAACGAAAGGUCUUGUCUCUUGCUGAUUCGGGAUUCGAUUAGGUAUUGAGAUGGCUGGACAACAAAAGAGUCAGGUGCCCGCAUGUAAAGCCAUUUAUUCUUUAAACGUUUCUUGUUUGCUUUGUCAUUUUUGGAAGACUCCUAUAUAAGAGAAGGCACGUUACAUUCACUCAAAAGAGUUUCAGUUUAUUUAUAUGAUUACAAUGGCAACUUCAAAAUAAAUCUUGCGAAAUAACGGCUAUCAUGCCAUGUCUCUGUGGGCGCUGAUAUUGAAAAAAGUUUGAGCACAGUUCUCGUAUGAGGGCCGUAUGAAAUGGCGUGAGCGGGAUCAGGAAAGUCACACGGGCCCCGAGAUGCGAACAAGAAUGAGAAGAAAAGUAGAAAUAGCGACAGUCAUACAACAUUUUAAAGAGCUAGGUCGAUCGAAGGAGAAAAUAUUUGGCUCUCGGUCAUAAGUACAUAUUAUUAUGAAUUCUUUCCGCCUGGUUGUAGAAAAAAUUGCUUUAUUAACGUCUCGUGUAAUACAUCCUUUGUCUCUUUUAUCUAAAAGACUGCUCUCGGAAAAGCUUGUUUCCCUAUUCUAUGCUUUCUAGAAAGUUCUGUUGAGGACGGAUAAAACUUUAAGUAUCCUUUCUUCACUGGUUGUGUCAUGUUUACCAGGAUUGAAUUUUAAAAAAAUUAGUCCUCUCUCUUCACGGUUGGAUUCUCCAACACUACAUGCAAGCUAAGAAACGUUUUUAAUGUUGGUUUCUUCUAACUGUAUGAAUAUGCGUGGUUUGAACACGAUUCGUGAUUCUUGCCGAGAAACUCUUUUCUCAGCAAGACGAGGCAUAUUUUUUAUCUGAUUACAACAAAUGCCUUGUUCAUACACCAUGACGUGCGAAAAAGAUCUGCAAAGUAAAGCUCAAAACUUACGAUCGAAACAUGCAGCGAGACGGAGAGAUAAUUUUCCUGCAGGUUAUGGCUGACUCUCUUACUGAUAGCUGAGAAAUUUUCCGAUGUACAAAUGCGGACUGCAGACCCAUAUCAUGCCUUCCAAUCAUCAUCAUCAUCAUCAUCGCUUUCGUGUUGAUUCUCAUGUUUUUAUUUUUUUCUUUUCCUUAAAAAGAUUGUAGUCGUUCAUACACCUAUACAUGCACUUGUGUUGUAAAAUCAUAUAUUUCUGACAAUGUAGUCGCAUCUGAUGUCAGUCAUUACAUUCCGACUGCAUACUAUUCUCCCUUCAGGCGGUAUGGUAAACUGGAUACGCUUGAAGUGACUAAAUCGUGAAACAAACUAUCACUAAUUUAUUUAUUUGUUUUUUUACCACAAGUAUUGGUGCGUUUUGCUCUUGUUGCUAAAAUUAUAAAAUUAUUAUCAAUAUCAUGAUAAUUAUCAUUGACGUCAGCUGUAUACUGUUCUUAUUUAUGCUCUUUUGCAGGUCGGAAAUACAACAAGAACGGUGAUCUUGUUAACUGGUGGUCUGAGUCAUCUAACGAAGCUUUUGAAAAAAAAUCUCAGUGUUUUAUAAGGCAAUAUUCAAACUUUGAAGCUUAUGCGAAAAAGGUGAGUGCAUUUGACGCAGAUCAUAAGAGUCAGACUGUGUCUUUCCUUUCGUGGAAUGUGACGGUGUUUGAGAAAAAUAUGAACCACUGAAGAUCCUAGUCAAGAUCCUAAUUAAGCGCCCGGUAUUUUAAGACAGUAAAAAGCCACAAAAAACAAGAGUAUUUAAGUAAACGGCCAUACCGAUGCGUCUUUAUCUUACAUUUGCAAGGAUAAAGUAAAUCUCGCAAAAUGCCGUAAGCUAACAUUACGGCAACAGAUUAUCUACCGAAGAUUUUAAGUAAAAUGAGAAAAAUAUGAAGUGAAAUGCAUUGUUUGCUUCGAUGACACUUUGAGAUGAAAGUUCCAGUUUAAGAUCUCUUUCACAAUAAAUGUACAACCAAAAGCUGAAAAAAUUAUUAUUGUUUACAGGAAUUUUUGGAAGACAUAUCAUAGGGUGGGCUUUGCUCGUUUAACGAGCCUUAGAUUGCCUUUGAUUCGUUGUAAGGAAAGUGCUCAAAUAGACAGAUGUAUAAUAAAUUCUUUUAAAUGACCAAACUUGUUCGUUAAAAGUCACUGGAUAUUAGCCUCAUUCUUUUUUAGCAUGUUAUGAACCUCAACCUCGACUUGGUCCAUAAAAACUCCGAAGAAAAAAAAAAUUCGGCCAAUAUCCAGCCAUCUUGACCUCACGCUUAGUCAAAAACACAUACAAUGUUCCGCUGAAGUCUGAGGUCUUUAACUAUUUACUGUUCUGCUAUAACCCAGAUGAGCAUUUUAAUUCCAGUGAGGGAGAAAUCCUUUCGUGCUCAACAAAAUCCGCCUUUCAGAUUGUAUUUAUAACCUUAACAUGGUAAGUUUUGGUAUUCAUCAUGCAUAUAGUGUCUCCUAAUCCUAAUUCCAUGAUACUUUCUUAAUAUAGCUGAAUGGUAUCCAAACCCUUGGAGAAAAUAUUGCAGACAACGGAGCUAUCAAGCAAGCGUUUAUGGUAUGUCAUUAAAAAAACAAAAAAACAUUUUUCAGCAAAUACUAUUUUCAGUGUUUAGUGUCUUAAUUUACUUAGGCUGCAGAAACAUGGAAACGUUUUGAUAUUGGAGCAUUUUGCAUUCAAAUGGCAUUUACUUUUGUCGCAUAUGAGUUAUUCAAAACCUCGUGAGAUCUGACAAAUCAGAAAACUACCGUGCUUUGUUUUGUCUGUUAACCUGGUAUGACUGUAAACAUAAGACCCCGGAGGUAUGCGAUGACUCUUUCCCAGGACCCUCGUCGAUGGAAAAUCCUUUUAGCCGAUAAUUGCUGUCAAAAGUUGCCGCUAAUAAAAAAGUGUCUUUUUACAGGCUUAUAAAAAAUGGAUUGAGAAAAAUGGCGAGGAACCUCAACUUCCUGCACUGAAUUACACAAAUGAACAGCUUUUCUUCGUAAGUGCUGCGCAGGUAAACUAUAUAUCGAUAAAAUAUUUCUCCGCUUCAGGUUAUUCGCUUUUUUAUUUGUGUAUUCAUGUAGCAGACAGUACUAGUUUAGUUAUAAAAACUCUCUUCCCCCCUCUUUUUCUAUAUAUAAUUUCUAAUUCGCACAUCAACCAUCUACAUCCUUCUACUAUCAUACUUCUUAGUACUAUUUUCACUACGCUCAGCGGUAAUGCUGUUCGAUUUUGACCUUUGCAAAAGACGCGACUUGCCUUUUCCCUGGUACAAAUCAAAAUCAGUGAAGAAUUCAUGCAUUUGAAAAACUAAGUUUAAAUUCGAGUACUUCACACAAAUGCAGCGUGUAAAUAUAUCUAACAUGAUGACGAUCCUCAACCUUUUUGAGGCAAACCAGUGGUGAUAGUGCCUUGUGAAUCUAAACCAAGACGCUUUUUUAGGGAAUUCCACCCCUCACGAGGAAGUCUCAAACUACUGACUCAUUCCAAUAUUUCUUAGGUGGAUUGUGGAUCUAUUCUUCGCCCAGUCGCUUUGAAAAAAAUUGAGCAGGCAACACACACUCUGGAUCACUGGAGGUAAUCUGGAUGAAAAAAAUCAAUUAGAACAAAAUCUAUCUAAAUGAAACUAGGUAAACUGGGUGACCAAGAUGAGCUGUUAUUUAUCCUUCAUAAAUCUUGACGCUAGUGCCGUGAUCAUUUAAAAAGCGCCGUAAAUCGAGGGCUCGUGUUGAAACCCGCUGCUAAUUGCCCAUUGUUCUAGUAAACAAGUCAUUCUGAUUAUGAUUGAGCGAAAUCUUUUUCCCAUAUGAUAAAUCCUGUAUUGAUCAGGCUUGUCGGACAAGAUGGCUGGAUAUUAGCUUGUUUUUUUGUUUUUUUUUUACGUUUUCAUAGACCUCGACUCGAAAAAAAACCAAGCUAAUGAGGGUUCCACACAAAGAAUGAGUAUCUAUAUAUGAAGAAAAAACUAAUCUGCAAAUUAAACGAAAAAAACAAUUGUUUGAAUGACAAGAGAACUUAGUUGACACUUCCUGUUGUAUUUCAAAAAGGGUGAAGAAGUAUUAUCAGCUGAGUUGAUGACGUUAAUUGGCCCUUCGUCAAUCGCUCUGACGAGGGGCUAACACACGAAACGUCAGCUUUUAAAAUCUUUACAGUGACCAAUUUACGUUAUCGACUCAGUUGAUAAAACUAAAUUACUCUGUUAUACUCUCCCACCUAUGCAGCACCACAGUUUCUUUAGAAAAUUACCCCUUUAUGCAUUUGAAAAAGAAAAAGUUAAAUAAAUUGGUAAUAACAACAGUCAGCCAAUAUCCAGCCAUCUUGACCAUGCGCUUACAAAUCGGCCAUGUAAUAUGGUUGGUCCAAGGCUCUCUUAAAGCCCACAGAACGAUUCGUAACAAUUUCGUGCAGGAAUCUUCGUUUCAUCGCGUAAACUUCUCCUGUAGCCCUUCUGCUUCUCAGGCAAUUGCCAAUCCUCAUUGAAGUCACGCAUAUACUUCCUUGAGAUAAUUUUCACAUUCUUCAGGAAAUGGGAAUGCUUAUUGUCAGCCGAUAAAAGUUUUCAUUUUUUUUCAAGUUCUCUCGUAAUGAGGACGUUUAGCCCCUUGCUAUGCAUUGUGAAACAUUCAAUUUAAGUCGGCAAGCUAGCGAGGUCUUAGUGACACUAGACAUCUCUCUGAAAAUAGUUGUCAAACAUUAAGGUCCGUGAUCACAUUCUUUUUUUGCUGGUGUCCUUCAAAUGUUAAAUACAGCUAAAAACUCUCCAUCCUUUGUACCGAUUCUUAAUACUGGUUGCCUCAAUAUCAGAUGGUGUGUAAUCUCAUCAUCACGCCUUGCGCGAAGUCUUCUUAAACCCAUUCCACUUUCUUUUGCCAUACCUCAUAGUCUAAGCAGCCCACCAUAGAGUUUUUUAUUGGUGAACGUCUGUUUCCAAAAUACAUCAUCAGCCAUUUGAAAUGUUUGGUGUUGCUCCCGUGAAUCCCUUUUAUGACAUAGCGCAUGCACAAGGUUUACCUAUUUCCCAAGGAGCUACCAUGGUAAAAACCCUUUUGUACUGUACGGCCAUACAUCCAUGACAUGACGUGUGCAAUUUCACUUCGGCUUUUUUAAAGCCGCUGCCUGCGACGGUUUUACAAAUGCACUGCGUUGACACAAGUAAAAUAUGUCAGAUCUGUUCUUCUGAGGUUUAGAUACCUUCCAAUUCUUUCUAUUUCGUGUUCUGUCCGUGUUAGGAACCCGCUAAGCAUUCCUCUUCUUCGUUUACGGUUGAACUCAAAGUGCUGAUGUUUCACACUAACAUCUAUGACCUGACUCGUGGCUUAAUCUUAUGCGACUUCAGUGGGAACGUAUUGUUGUCUUAAUAACCAUUUUCAUUUAUUUUUGUUAUCAUUAACAUUACUAUCAACAUAGAAUUUGCAUCUCUCCCAUCAUAAGUAUUUGCUGCUAUUUUGCAAAGUGAGAUGAUAUAGUUGUAAACAUCUACACCAAAGGAAUCAAGGCAUAUCCUAUAGCCUCACGUAAUGAAGGGCCUUCGCAAAAUCUUGCUGUCAACAACUAUAAAGCUUUUGGAGCAAAUUAGUGGCUUAAGGCACUCCUGUUUUAUAAAUCAAUGUUUUAAAAUACUCAUUCUAAGUCAUGACUUGAUUCAUUGCGAAAAUGUAACACAUGUUACACCUAUAUCUUUUAGUCCUAGAAAUUUUUGGUGUUCCACUGCUCUCUCCAACAACCCUGCAUCGGUGUAAAACAAAAUAUCGCCGAUGAGGUGCCCUCUUCAAGGUCUCGUCCGGCAUAACAAUGUCAAUGCAAUUUCAAUGUAAAUUAGAUGUGUCACAUGAAUUAGAUGGGUCACUGCCAUUUCUUGUCUCAAUUUAUUGCUGACGUUUUACGUUCUGCUGUUAUAUAGUUAAUAUUUCCCACUGAAGUCUGUCAAUCAAAUUUUCUCAUGUGAUUUCGUUAGUGCGAAGAGCUUAAUCUUAGCAAAAGAAAGUAUUUGUACUUAACCAUAAAAAUUAAUCUCUUUGCUUUUGCCUUGGUGAGAUCACUUAACCUAAUGAUGAUGCACAUUUUCCUAUAAUUACUGUUAUGCCUCUAAGCGAGAAUAAAGAGUGCGUAAACGAAUUCUUUACCUCUUCGAUACCGUUUAACUUUUAUAGCUGUUCCGUUAUCAUGCGCGCUCGUUUCGUAUUCCGCAAUAUCACGAGUUGACUAAGAUUUGCCUCGAUCACAAAUUUGCUGACUGUCUCAUGAAAAUUUUGGCUAAGCACCAAAUAAUGACAGUAAGUCUGUUCUCACCAAGGUAACCGACCAGGAUACUAUGGAACUAUGACUUGUUGUUGGCCAGAAAAUGCUUUUACGCUGAGUCAUCCCCAAUAUUGCUAAGCAGCAAUCCUCAUCUUUCUCUCUGAUCACCACUAUGUGUCUACAUUGACUUCAUGUUUACUCGAGGCAUCCUCGCAGCCUUCUCGCUUCCUCCAUUCAAGCUGGAGGACAAGCUCGCGAAAAGUAAAGCUCCGUUUGGUAAUUCAAAGGUUGUUGCCCUCGGUUAUCUGAAAUGUUUGGCCAUCAUAGAAUUUGAUCAAGACUAUCGUGCCACAAAAUCGAGAGGCAAUUUUAGCUAGGGAAGUACCGUAGGCGACCUGAGAACGUUAUGCCGGACACCAUCUUCUCCCUCCCAUGCCACUGACGAUUGUAUUUUUCGAGCAAAGGGUUGCGUUUUAUUUGGAAUAAUAGCCCCUAAUUAUUUCCCCCCAGCAUUGGGAGUUCAAGCAUGUUUGUAUGCAUUAUUCAAAUACUAGUUCUACCAAAAAUCGGACAAAUGACUUCCUGCUUGCGUAGUUAAUCAUCCGCUUGAAGACUCCGCUUUUUGUAGCUCAUCCCUGAUGGAGGAUAAACUUGAAAUUCCCCGCUUGGGAUAAGGAACUUUUGCACGACUCAGAGUAUUUCUUUAUGAUGGCCUUGUAAAUGAUUUUGAGGUUAUCCCAGAAUCUGACCUUUCUUGUGUGAAUAGUCACGGUAAAGAUAACUAUGCUAGUGCUAACUAUAUGCUAGUGCCGCGUGCACUGAGUUUACUUCAGGUAUAGAGGACAUUUCCAUGAUAUUAGUCGCGUUUCUUCAAAAUGCUCAGGGAAAUCUGGCCCGAUUAUGGUUUGCAACCAACCUCGUGAUCACAGCAAACGCUAACCGGAGUCUUUUUGGAUGGAGUCUAUCAACACUGUAGUGUCCUUUUCCUAGACGAAUUGUUUCUACAUUAUCGUUGAUGCCGAGUCUGUCUGGUGUUGGGUGCCUGUCUCUCCUCGGCAUUGUCAGCCGCAAAGAUUUCGCUAGAUUUUUGGAAGAAAUAACCCUUUUUGCUAUGGGUAGCUCGUGGAUAUUCGCCUCUGGUCAUUCCUGCACUCCAAUAAUUCUUGAUCCUCUCUCUUAUGAUGUUGUCUACACCAUGUCUAGACAUGGUUUCCAAGCAAUUUUCAAUUACGUCGACGAUUUUCUAAUCAUAACCUGUCUUUUCAACAGUCUCCGUAUCUAAGUGUCAACGUCUCUCGCGGGUCGUUGAACUCUGCGUGUCAUGUUGUCCACAGUGGCCGCACCUUUCACAGGGUUCACAAUGACUCUGGGUUCUGGGCAUCUACGCUAAUGGCCUUUAACUCGUUCUUUCUCUAGGUCCACACCGUCUUCACCACCAAAUUAUGGCAUAUUCUCUGUCCACUCAUUUGCGGCUUCUGAAAUUUAAAAUGGCAAAUGUAAUUUUCUGGAAUUGUUCAUAAGACUCAGAAGCUCACCCACCAGAUCUUUACUCUUUACUCACCCAUUAUUUCAAUUACAUUAUUAUUUAUCAGUUACACUAAGAACAACACUACAAAUAAGUUAUAUGGCCAGUAUGACUUACUUAAUGAAGAUUAAUUUCAAAACGAGUCAAAAUUACACUAUUAACAAUGUACAUGACAAAACUACGCGCUUUUGAUUGGCUGAAAACGACUGAAUUCUCAUGUAACACGAGUGCAAAGUUGUAGUACGAGUGCAAAUUACAAAUAGCACGCGCACGCUUUCAAAAUUUCGUCUGUCUUGACCUUCUGUGCCUUUUUUUUUCUUUUCACGUACAUGAUCAACAAGUAAUAACUUGAUUUGCCUUGCAAUUUAGUGUAAUAAGCGCUUGUAAUUUUUCAAAGACUACUGAUUGCGCUUGCCCUACGGGCUCGUCCAAUUUUGUUGUUUUUUAAAAUUUCACUCGUGCUUAUCGACACCAAAUUGCCCUCGAAAUCACGUCAUUACCUUUACAAACAUUAAUAACUAACCUGGGUUCAAUUUAAUAAAGAAAAUACACUUGUAGCUUUUACACGUGUAAUUUACACGGGUAAAGUCCGGCUUGUAAAUACAAGGAUGUAAUAAAACAAUAUUCCACACUGGAAUUUACACGUGUAUCUCGAGUCAGUGCACAAGUGUAAAUUACAAUUGUAGAAUUAUAGGAAGGUUAACCCCAUUGAGACCUUACAACUGUAAACUCCGCUAGAAUGUAAUACGCGAUUUUUUUACAUAUGCAAUUAAAAAUCGCUGCUGUCCUUUCAAUACAUGCGGCUUUGCUUCCUUUGCUUUCAUUUUUAUUCGUAAACAGUCGCUGAGCAUGUUAUCCAAACAGCAAAAGUUGCUUUUGGCUCAGCUUGUCAAGGAACAUAAAUUGAUAGUUUUGGCGCCAUUUUCGUCGACAGUAACGAAGAAAGUAAAGCAAGAAGCGUGGGAAAAGAUUCGCAGGCAAUUAAACGGCGUUGGCGCAAACAUAGACAGCGCCAAAACACUUCGAGAUGUUUUAUGGGCCAAUAUUCGCAGGGCUACUCUCAAAAAAGUUAGCGAAUCUAAGAAGACUGGUACAGGGGGGAGUGGAGAGCUCACCGAGCUAGACGAGACUAUCCUCGAUGUUUUUAGGCCGCGAAAGUGCAAACAUAGAGCCCGUGAAAGUCGACGAUUCGGAUAUUGUAUAUACUGCGCCUUUGAAAGAGAAAGCUCCAACUAGAAAACGUUAAGCUGAGACUGGAGAUAAAAAAACUCAGAAAGGAUCUUGAAAAUUAAUUUCAUUAAACGGCAUCCAAAAUGUAAAUUAAAUUGAUUAUAUUAGUAGCCUUUGGACAUUUGCCGAACUUAUUGUAUUAUAAUGCUACUGAUAGUCGGAGGAAUACUGUAAAUUGGUGAUGGGCGAUAUCAGAAUUAUGACCUACAUGUACACUCACUUUUUCCUUUGGAAGUUAGGUGUAAGUGUACUUUGUGCAAUAUAACGUAAUGAUUACCGUCAUUGAAUAGAAAAAUGGCCCAUUUAUUUGGCACGAUAUUGAAACAGUGGCAGUUUUAAAUUCAGCGUAAUUUGUAUAAGUCCUCACAUUUAAAGGAAGUGCUGCAGCAGCUGCUGUCUUCUGUCCUCUUGUUCCUCUCCAGAACCGAUAUCCAACUCAUCGUGGACAUUGUCGAGAUUUGCAUCGUCCAGCAGAUCAUCGCCAUUAUCGCUAAAUAGAAUGCAGAGGUUGUGCAAUAUAACAGCACACUGGACAAGCUCGGCCGCUCUUGUCAUGUUUUUCACUCAUACCUGUCUGGAGAGCGUAAAACCUUUUCUUGAGAAUGCCAAAUGCCCUCUCGAUAGUGCAUCGUGUUUUCUUAUGUGCCUCAUUAAACCUGCGGUGAGCCCCUUCUACGUCUCCUCUGAAAGGGGGAUCAACCAACUGUUACACGCGUAGGCAGAGUCGCCUAAAAUAACUGCUCCUGGGAAUGGUCUAUUCCCCUGUUGCUCAAAGGCGGUCCACAGCGAGCUUUCUUUAAUCACACGUGAAUCAUGCCACCUCCCAGGGCAUCGACUGCUACAGAAGUAGAUUGUGUAAUCUGGGCCUGAUACCAUGGCGACAUUCAGAGAUGUGGAAUGAUGUCGGUUGACGUAGGCGUCUUCAUUAUUGCGAGGUGGGUUCACUUGAACGUGAGUUACAUCAACACAUCCUGCGACACACGGAAAGCCCGCGAUGUCUCUGAAUUUAGCGGCGAUACUUAGAGGCUGACCAGGCCAUCGUAUGAACUCCCGCUUCAAGCUUAGUAUUGCAGGAACAAUGCGAUGAAUGAUGUGCCAUACUGUUGAUGUGGAGAUCCCAUGACAAGAGUGCAUUACGUGAUAGAAGGAAUUUGUUCCAAGGAAAUGGAGAAAUGCUAAAAGUUGCUGUCUUGCCGUUGGUGCUCUGUUACGUCUCGUUCUAUGCUCCAAGCGCGGGCCUAUUAAUUCCAAAAGGUGGACGAAGGCGUCCACAGGCAGACGAAACUUCUCUCGAAAUUCCCUUGGAUUUUCGAUGUCGAAAAGCCGUCUGUUUUGAAAAUUCCUAGGUUGACGGAUAACUUGACGUCUAAGCAGCUCGACGAGUUCCCCUUCACUCAAGGAUGACAUGUUGUGAUGCUCCAAUGUCCUUUUUCAGAAGAAGUAUUCAAUGUUUACAAGUGACAUGCGACAUGUAUUUUUCACUUGUGAUUUACAAGUCAGACUCUUGUAAAAAAACAAGUCGGACUCUUGUAAAAGUUUUAUUAAAUUUGAUACUUAUCAUCUUUUACACUUGUAGCGAUACACCUGUAAUUACAAGUCGGACACUUGUAACCUGGACUUGUAACGAUGUUUAUUAAACUCGUUUUCGUCUGCACUUGUAAAUACAACGGUCCAACUUGCAGAUUACAAAUGUAGAAGUUUUAUUAAAUUGACCCCUGAACGUAUAGUUCGUUUACCAUCCGUUGUGCAUUACGUGCGCAAAACAUAUUGCUCUUUAGCACACUUCACUUACAAACAUACCGAAAUAAUUACUUGCAUCACAAUUGGUGUGACAUUCAUCAUAUUUGUGAAAACUUACAAUACUAGCAACGCUAACAAAAGACAUGAUGAUGGUAAUAAUUAUGAUAAUACUGAAUUACAAAACAAUCUUUCAAUCUUCAGAUUCAUAAUUUGUUUCUUCUCUAAUGAAGAGUUAUUAAAUUCUGGUUUCUAUUGUACAAUCGCUUGGUAUAUUGGUAAAAAAGAAGACGCUUUGUUGGUUAAGAAGUUUAGUUUUAUAGUUAUAUAACAGAUAGAGAAGCCUAGACUGUGCUCUGUUUUGUUGGAAAGCACGCAGGAACCCGCUGGAGCACGAAAGAAGUGUGGGGAGGAACACGAGACGUAGUCGAGUGUUUCUCUCCACUUCUUGAGAACAGAACACAGUCAGGGCUUCUGCAUUUGUUUUUUAAUAAAGAAUCCGUUAAAUGUGACAGAUUUAGCUCAGCUCUAUGCUUUGUACUCUGAUAGAGCACGCUCUUUCAACCAGUGACAGCGCGCGUUAUAUCUGAACUUUAUUAUAAUUUACUUUGGGGCAAAUGAAAUGAUUCUCCAUGAAGCAGGAGAUGUGUUUUGUAUACUAUCGUCUCAAGCAAUUUUUAACGCUCUUUCGACCACAGAAACGUCUCACAUUUUCUCCAUCAAUGUUUCUCCAACUUUUAGGGUUUACCUUCCCAAAUAAAGCUGAAAUAUAGCCUGUUUCUCAUAUGCAAUGUUCGGGAAUAAUGAGCACAGGGGUGUUAUCAUCUGUUUCGAGAGGCCACGUGUUUUGAUAGUGCUCAUCCUUUCACAAAGCUAAGUUUUCUUCACGGCCAGUCUUCUUUGUUUCGUCUCAUUUGGUUAUACUUUUUUGUCCAAUUUACUGUCCCCUCCUAAGCCCCAUUUUAACACUCGGAAAAGUGAUGGCUUAAACUUUCAAACUUUCAACGUCUAAGUUGAUACAAUCUUUAAGGCCAAUCAGACCUCCUCCUCACAAUUGUGAUAAUGACUGCAAUUAAAAUUUUGAUCGUCAUCGCGAUUGAGAUUAUCAAUUUGAUUUCAUUGUGAUAGGUAUUAGACAGUACUAUUGCAUUGAAGAAUAGUGACGUCAUUCCUCGAUUUUUGCUCUUUAUAGGGUUGUUGGAGAAAUGUCAAACUCCAAGGACUUCGCUGCAGCAUUUAAUUGCCCAGCUCAUUCUCGAAUGAAUCCUGUUAAAAAAUGCUCCAUAUGGUGAAUCACAAUACUAAUUAUAGCCAUUACAACUUCCCCAAAUGUGAUUGUUGCAUCAGCUGCUUUAUGUUUCGCUAAUCACUCUGUACAGUUGUAAUCGGACAGUUGGCUGUAAUCGGAAACCUGUAAUCGGAC